CGCACGUUAACUUUAUGACGUUAUUGUCACCUCCGGUAUCCGUCAUCAUCGCGCUUUGUUAUAAUAUUUUAUAACUACGACGAAACCGAUAUUAUCAUUAUUAUUUUUUUAAUUUUAUUUAUAUGACAUUUUACUUGGCCAUUAUAUUUGUUCGUGACGAAAUAACAUUACGGGAUUAUUCGUUAUAUUAAUCUUCAUCGGCACACGUAUUUAUCACGUAUAUAAUCGUAUAUAAAAGGUAAGUGGAAUUUUUAUCAAUAUUUAGCAGUAUUUACAUACAGUUAAACGGAUUGGAUUUUUGAAUAUUUUUCGUUCGUAUCGGUCUGUUAAAAAUAAAAAAAAAUCAAUGAUAACAUCUCCUGGAGAUUGAUGGCUGCAGUGUACAUUAGUGUAUGAUAAGUCGAUUUGCAUCUAAAAGUCAGAAAAAACUGUAGGAAUUUUGAUUGACGGAUUUCAAUUUUGAAAACAAAUUAUGAUUAUUUGGUUUUUUUUUUACAUGGAUGUGUUGGAAAUAGAAAUUUAAUUAUUUUACUCGUAAAAAAAAUAAUUGAUUAUAUUUUUGAAAAAUGUUAAAAUAUUAACUUGAAGUAUCUCGUAUUUUACUUAUGAUAAAGAAAAUUAAAAUUUUAAAAAAUAAUUCCAACGUAUCCUAGUAACGAACCUGAAAAAUUCUAAUGCGUUUUCGAAAUUGUAAUCCGCCAAACGAAAUUUCUAUUAUACAAAAGCGGCCGUAUCCCUUCCUCUUAAAUGAUUUUUGACAGUAGAUUAAUGAAAAUCUUAUCAUUAAGGUGGUCAUUAAAAUGUAAACAGUAAUUUUUACAUUUACAAAAUCUGAAACAUAUGAGAAAACUGUCGAUUAAAAUUUGAUGCUCUUAAAUCUAUUUGCAGCUGAUUAAAUUUUAAACUUUAGUAUUAUAACUAGGUUUUACUCAUAUAUUAUAAUUCAUCUAUACUAUAUUCAGAAUUAUUAACGGUUAUAGUCGAAUUUUGAAUAUUUAAACGUAUAAAAUAAUUUAUUUUUGAUUAUUUUUUUUGAAUAUUAUUAAAACCUCGUAUAUUUAUUUACGUAUAAGUAACUAUUAGAAUAUCACUGUGUCUGUUAUAUAAAAUCAUUACCGAACAUCAGAAUUGUUUUUGAUGCAAAUAAAUGCAUUUUAGCAUGUUUAUACAAAAUCGGUCGGUCGGCCGUUCGAAAUAAUGUGAACAUUAAAGUGCAUAUAGAAUUAUAAUAUUGAUUUCGUAGACCAAAUUGUGUAAAGUAUAUUUGGACAAAUAAAAUAUUUUCAUAAAAAUAUAGGUAUUGUAAAUAGUUUUUUUAAAAAAAUCGCAAAAAAAUGAAUCUUCUAAAUCUCAAAAAACGAACAAAAAACAACCGAUAACAUACAACUAAGUAAACAACAAGCGGAUGAGAAAAUAAGCCAAUAACCUAACAUUUGAACGGUAAACAGAUGGUUAUCGCCUAUGCUUAGAUAUCGAUUUUUUAGUAAAUCUCAUAUUUAAAAUAUAUAUUUGAACGUUUUCUUUGUGCUUAUACAUUGUUUAUUCGUAUAAUUUGUAUACACUAUAAUUUCUGUAAGACCAAACUGAUAAAUUCGAAAAAUAAUCUUUCCGAAGUAAUAGCAGAUAUACGAUCAACACCACCGGUGCAGUUUGUAUGGGAGGUUUGUUUGGGCAUAUUUAUAGUCUUAAAAAAGUUUUUUGAGAGCUAUCAAACAGUUCAGUUUUGUUUAUAACAAAUAAUAAUAACCGGUAAUUUUAAGACCAAUUAUCUUAUAGAGAAGUGAUUAAUAUUUUAAAUUGUAAGCAGUUUAAUUUAUUUUUACUGUAUAAGAUGUAACUAAUAACAGUAAUAACUAUCCAGUUAAGUUUUGCUAACUUGAUAUUAUAUCAUUUUAACGGCUGCGCUUAUCACGUUUAAAAGUUCAGACGAUCCGAGUCUAUGGAUUCCUAUAUUUGACCGGUACCCGUGCACAAUAAAUUAUAACGUAUGUCAUAUAUUCUUGCAAUGAUAAAAUAUGAUUCGUACAAACCUAUUAUAUUAUUAUAUGUUGUUAAAACGAAAACAAAAUGACCGUGUAAUAAUAAUAUCGUCAAGAAAAAAAAAUAGUACGUAAAUAAUAUGACCUAAAGCGAAAAAGAAUAGAUAAUAUGCCAGCAGAUUUUAGUUAUGAAGUUCCUCCGAUGAUGAUAUUCCUGUCACAUAAACUUGCAAGGCGCGCACGACCUCGAGCGGUAUUUUUCGUUUUAUAUAUUGUGAUUGCCGGUUCAUUAACUGCCGGUUUGGUAAUCGUGAGUGCUACUGACACGUCUAUUGAACGCGUGAGACGGAAUUCAAAUCGCGAGCGCAAUGGCAUCAUUAAUAAGGGCAUUUAUAAUAAUAUCCAAGUAUACAAUAAUGAAAAUCUUUAAGUAUAUCAUAGUGGCAUAAACGGGAUUUCUCAAUGGAGUAAAUGGGAGAGGUAGAGGGAAAACAAACCCAAAAUUACAUGUUCGUUCGUUAAUAGUUUUAACGUUAAUAUUAUUUACUUAAUUUAUAAAAUUUAAAAAUAUACUGUUUCAAUACUUAAUCAAUGAAAAAAUAAACCAUGUAUAGGUUCGCCAUAAAGUAAUAUAAAUAUGUAAUAUGAUACAAAUAUUAAAAAAUACUGCUGAUGGAUGGGGGCAGUGGCGUGCGCAGAGUGGGAGGUUAAAGCAUAUAUUCCUCUCCAGAGACCGAAAAUUCAGAAACCGAGAUUCAGGACAAGAUAACGGGUAGGAGAGUAAGUGUUUUGAAAAUGCAUAUAAGAAACGCAUUUUUGACGAUAAUGAAUCUGGCUAAGAGCUAAGAGUAUAUUGGUGUGUGAACGGGGAGGAGGGUAAUUUCCCCUAUCACUCAAUCCCUAGAUCCAUCAUUAUUACCCCCCCCCUUCUGGUCUAAACAUACACCAAUUAUGAAUGUUUAUUUAAUAACAUUAAUAAAGUUACAAGGGAAAAUUGCUUAUUGAUUUAUUCAAUAAAAAUUGGCUUUUCUGGAUUUAGUAUUUAAAUUCUCAUUGUCGGGUUAAGUAUUUCAGACGAAGAUUCUUAGGUUUAUUUACGAAUCAUGAUUAUUAUAAUACUACAUUAAAUCCCCUCUCAUUGAAGCUUCUUGGAUACGUUACUUAAGUGUAGAUAUUAAAUAGCCUCGUAGCUACGGGGGGCAAAGGGGGACAUUGCUCCACUGGAUCUAAUCGUUGCCCGCCUCCCCACCAAUAAAUAUUAAAUGUGUAUAUGUUGUGUUAUGUUUAUGUAAUAUUGUUUUUUUUCUAAUGUCCCCCCUAAAAUUUAAUUUGUGCUACCUGAUGGUUCGGUCUGGCUAGGGGCUUGAUAUUAAGAUAGGCACACUUUGAGAACAAAAUAUUAUGCAGCACAGGAAUCGAUAAAAUACUAUAACAUAAUGUACGUAAUACUUGCAUUGUCCACGAUGUCUUAAAAGCCGUCCGUCAAACGAUUUCACAAUAUUUUAUUUGGGAUUCAAUAGGUUUUAGCUGCUGCAACUGCACCGCACCGAUAUUUGAAUUUUUUCGAAAUCAAAUAUUAUAAUAUAUUAUACAUUGUCAUGCAUAUAUUUCUCGGUAAAAAAAAUCAAUUGGAUAGUAGGUGGGUACCUAUAAUAUUAUUAUAACAAUACAAUAAUGUCGUAUUGUUUACGGAGUUAUACGGUUGUUAUUUCGAAAUUUCGUAUAAGAUUUAUAAUAUUAGGUAUAUAGCAUAUAAUAUAUGUACAGUGGUAGAAAUGUAAAAUAAUGGCAGGGACGACAAGAUAAGACAUAUUAUAAGAUGCAUUGUAUAAGACAUACCGAUAUUACUGUAUACGCAUAAACUUAGAGUGUACCUAUGCGUAAUAUUUUAUGUGCGCAAAUAAUAAUACAUUUCGGAAGGAUUCCACGAGUUUGAAGUAGCGAGAAUCUUUUAUUUUUUAUUUUGUGGUCAAGGUCGGUAUACCGACGAGAAUAUUAAACGGUUUUCGUGAUUUUGUUUAAAUUUCACUGUUUCAAUAAUCAAUUCCACCGUAAGAUUAUAUUAUAUUAUUAAAGACGACAAUCAAUAAUAAUUGAUAUUCUAUUCAAUAAUAAUAUACUUUCUAUGUCAUCAGAUAUAUAUUAUUAUAUUUAUAUUCAUUGUGACGCGUAUAGUCUGCACACACAAGUGGAUUAUUUUGACCGACAUCCGAAUAAUAUUCGUAAUAUAAUAUUUAUUUUAUUCCAAAAACAAAAAAACAAAAAUUAUAAUAUUAUGUACAGGGGCAUAUAUAUAUGGGAGGGAGCGGGAAUUUGGGGCUUUAAUACCCACUUUUGCCUUUUGUUUGUACUUAAUUUACUUAAUUCCUUAGUCUCAUUUUUUUCAUUGAUCCCAUCCUCACACCAUCUCCUAGCACAAUAGUUGUCUAUACGCCAAAGAUAACGUUGGACCGUAUAAGUGUAUGUAUUCAAGUGUUUGCCUAGUAUUUAUUUUUCGUUUAAUGAUAUUGUAGGUAUAGUAUUUUUUGCUUAUUCGUAAAUUAUAUUAUAAUAUAAAAUAAUUCGAUAUCUACACUUCCUGUAAAUAAAAAAUCAAUUAUUUAUAUUAGAUCAUAAAUCUAGUUAUAAUUGUGUAUGUAGCUAUCGUUUUUUUUUUUUUUUUUUUACGAAGGCUUCUGUUUUGGAUUCGUGUUUUAUUAGGUAUUCAAUUUAGUACAUCAUAUUAUAUUUUAUACGAAGGUCGACUUUGUUGGCAUUUUUAUUCGUAAAUUAUAAAAUCAGCAGUGAACUGUAAUUAUUACGCCCUUGUUCAAAUUUGAUUAAUUCUUCGUCAUCGUUAUACGAAAAUAAAUUCAUAAUAUUAUAUUUGUAAAACGUAGUUAAAGAUUUAAAAUACCGCAUUCAUUAACUUACGCGAUAAAAUAUAGUAUAUCAUAUUAUAUUAUUUUACUGAUAUAAGUUCAAAAAAAAAAUGUUCAAGUACAUACUAUAUAUACAUAUAUAAACCACUCGUGGUUUAUAUUUUAUAUUUGAUUUAAAAUAGUUUUUUUUUUUUAAUAUUGUUGAAUUAUUCCACGUUAUUAUAAUAGUAUUAUGUCAAAUAUAUUAUUACUAGUAUUCACCGUAUCAUAACGAGUUAAGAAAUAUUCGUGCGUUUCUCCGCACAAUAAUAUACCACCCACGGAUUUAAAAAUAAUAUAAUAUUCAUACAUAAUAUAUAAUUUAUACAUUUUUAUUAAAAAUUGCCGUUUGCUAUACACUCGUAAACGUAUUUUGUAUUCCAAUAUUUAGAUAAUUGUAGGCAUACUAUACAAGACUCGUGUGGAUAUCCCAUAUCCCUGCACAGGCCACAUGUUUGCCUUAUUACACCUAGGUGACUUAUGAUAUUAACGUAAAAAUGCCGGUAAGGAAUUUUGGUCGAAGAUGUAGACAAAUAUAGGCACAGUCUUUUUAAUUCGAAAACAACUUUUUAUAAAUGGCUUAAAUUUUAACUGAAUAACUAAGUCGAGUUAAAAUUAUUUACUAAAAGAAAUAAUUAAGUUGUUUUUUAACAUUUUAUUUAUUUAUUUUAACUAUAUAGUUAAGUUAAAAUUUAUCGAAAAAAACCUAAAUUUAAAACUUAACUUUUAAAUUUUAUCUAGUUGCUGUCUAGUAUUGUAUUUUUACCAUUAUAAUGUAUACCGGAAUCGUACCAUAUUAUUGAACUCAAUCUCGCCGUUUUACGCUGCGGCAGUAUAAAAUAUUUGAAAAUUCCAUUACUCGUAUUGGUCGAUAUGCCAACCGAAUCGCGUAAUAAUCAUAAAUCACCAUCAGUGUUGUAUAUAAUAUACGUAUACAUAGUAUAGCCAAUAACUGUACAAUAUUGUCCGCCGAAAGAAAAACGAACUUCCGAACAACAAUAAUACAUAUAGACGGGUCGUUAAAUAAUAUAAAACGCAAUCCUUUUUGAUAAUCUCGCAACACACCCGUUGUAUUAUAUUAUGUAUACAGCUAUAGGUAUACAUUAUUAUGUGUUCGAGUGUAUUCGACUUUAUAUUCGACUCAAAACCGCUUUGCCAGCUAAAUAAUCCUUAUAAAUUAUUUCUGAGCUUUGUGCAGGAUUACAGCGUAUAGAAUAAAACGAGUCAGCCACAUAAACGACGCGAUCGGGUUCAGUUUAUAUUAUUAUAAUAAGUGUAAAAUCCGCAAAACGUUCUCAUUGCACAGGGUGUGUCCCGGCAAACGACCAAACGUAUAUACCUACAUUGCCGGGUAAGGUCGAAUUGCACUUAUUUUAGUCGAAUUGCACUUGGGUUAGAAAAAAAAAAAAUAAUGGUCGAACUAAACUCGGAUUAAAAACCGGUAAUUAAUAGUCGUACUGCACUCGGGCCAAGUGUUUCAACAAAAAUGUUCGACAAAAUAAAUGUAAUUUAUAAGUUUUUUAUAAUAUGAAUUUUCCUCGAUGUUUUAACAUAAUUACAAAUAGAUAGUAGUACAAUAGUAUUUUAAUGUAGAAUACUGUAAACACAUACCUUAAACUACACGAUACCGAAAAAAAAAAAUUGAAAAAUAUAUUAUCUUAUAUGCUCAAAAAACAAUAACUAGAAUCAGUUUUUAAAUUCAAAUUCCUAUAUAAUUAUUUAAAAAAAUUAUUUAAAAAAAUUAUUUAAAAUAAUAAUAGUGAUAAUUUGAUAUAUUUAACAACGUUUUUUAAUUAUGUACAAGCGUAUCACGAAGAUCUGACACCUGAAAUAACUUUUGUUUGGUUCAAUAUUUUUUAAUUAUUUUUUUCUUGCAACAAUUACUAGAGCCUUGCGCCAAGAUGUCUCUAUUUUAUAUAUUUUUAAAACUAACAAUAAAAAAUUGUAGUCAUUUUAUAAAUAUAUUUUAAAACAAAAUGUUAGUGUAACAAAUAUUGAUUUACAAUAUAUCGUUGAGAAUAAUUUUUGUUAAAAUAUAUACAUAUAAAUGACUAUCUUGGAUAUUAUAAAAACUAUUUUUUAAACAUUUUAUCUUUUUAAUUUUUAGUUUAAAAAAAAUAUAUAAAAUAGAAGAACCACAACGCAAGGCUCUUAUAAUUAUUACUAGGAAAAAACUUUAAAAGAUAUUUAACAGAAUAAAAAUUAUUAUUCAAGUGUUAGAUUUUCAUGUUACACUCAAUUUCAAUCACAUCAAUGAUUAAAAUCAUCGUCAAUUCUUAGCUUGUAAGUUGAAAAGAGGCAUGACCUUUUUGAAUUUAAGUACAAUUCAACCAUUAUCUGUAUUUGACCCGAGUGUAGUUUCACAAUUUAAUUUAGUUAAGAAGUGCAAUUCUACUAUCCCGGCUUUGCCGUUUCGAAAUAUAUUUGUACAGCCCGAACCACGGUUUUUUUCUUCUUCCCUCAACUAUUUCAGAUCUUGGUCGCCAACUCGGGUAAAAGAAUCGGUCCUUAAUCUCCCCCAUGACACCGGGAUGUCUACAGCAUCGUCUAUAUAUGCAAACUCCGGCCAAAUUGGAAUCCUAAAAUAAUGAGGUAUCGUGGGAUUGAUACAGAGAAUAAACGGCAUUACGACGACGUGCGUUAACCGGACAUUAUAUAAACCGUAAUCCGUUUUUUGGUAAAACAUAAAUAACAUCCAACUUCUUUAAAAUCAUUCGCUUUGAAUAAUUAUAUGUUUGUUUGGUUAGGUUAUAUUUUGGUAUGCGCUUAAAACGACCAUCCUAACUGACAUACGUAUUUCAUAAUAUUUUCCCCAAGUAUUGACGUUGAUCUUGACCUUGAGAACGCGACCGUGUUGAUUAACCAAAGCGUCUUAACGGUUUCCGUAUAGUGAUCUUUAUGUGAUACGUACCUGCCUGUCUGUAUAACAACUAUCGGUGAGAGAUUUUUUUUGUAAGUAGUAAACAAGGCACGCGAUACGAUUUAUCGUCACAACGAACUGUAUACAUGUAUAUAAUAAUAUACACUAGUGAGAUCAAAGUAGUCGUAUAACGUCUAUUAAUCAAACCGAUUUGUUACGGGCUGAUGAAGGUGGAGGGGGGUGGAGAAGGGGAGUUGUUGGAGACGAAAUCAAUGAACCGUUUUUCAGGUGCCCAUAAAUAAUUCGGUUUGGUUUUGUCGAGUUCCGAACCGUGAGUUUUCGUGUAGAUCCCAUCUAGACAUACUCGUGUAUAUUUGAAACAAUCAUAUUAUUUAAACAAUUCCUUGGUGGAAUUGCACGAUGAUUUUCUACACAUAGAAAUAUCAUGAAAUAUAGGUACGUAUCCACAUACAAAAACAAUGCCUAAUUUACCGAUUAAAUAUACAAGUUAAAAAAAAUACCACACAGAGAUAUACUUUAUAUAAUUACAUCAUCAUCUUGCUCGAAAAUUGAUUAUUUUUCCUGCCGCGGGUUGGGUUUAGCUAAUAUUGAAAGCUUAUCGGGUAUACCAACCAAUAAAAUUCGAAAUAUUCAUAUUAUACUAAUAGAAUAAGAUCUUCAGACAUUAAUAUUUAUUAUUAUCAUUAUUAUUGGUAUUAUUAUUAUUAUUAUCAUUAUUAUUAUCACUAUUGCCUUCAUAUGAUUUAAAUUCUAUUUUAAUGCAUAUUUUAAAACAAGUAAAAGAAUUCACAAAUUUUUAUUUUUUAAUCAAAAAUGCUUUCUUAAUGAAAUAUCAAACUGUAUUAUGUGAAAGGCAAUAUUUAAUGAAUAGAGACUUUGAGGGUAUACAAUAUAUAUAUAUAAUAUUUUGUCAAAACUCGAAACAAAAUUAUCUUGUAUAUUAUUUAGAACAUAUAUAGUGGGUACCCACAUAACAUAUAUAACAUAAUUAUAUAUAACAUCAAUAUCGAGUUCAAAGGGCUUAAUUGAAAUCUUAAAUUAAUUUCUGUUUAUAAUGAUUUUAGUUUCAAUUAAAAUGUUUGGAUUUAAACAUAAAUUCAAUUUAAUUUUUGAAAUCGAAUGGAAACUUUUGUUUCUUAUAAAUAAUAGGUACGUUAUUUUAAAAAUAAAAGCUUAUGCUGAGAAUGGGUGCACCGCUAUUGUUAAUUUGAAGUUGAGAAGCUAAGAUACAUAAAGUUAUUUAAUUUAUAUCUGUACGCAACGAUAAAUCAUUGCUAACGAAAAAUGUUUGGUUUUAUUAUUAUAUAUGGCUUUGAAAUGCCAUAAUUUUGUACGAUUUUUGUAAAAAAAUUUAAUCUUAAUACGUUUGUAAAAAAAACUACUACAUUACACUCCUUUUUUUUUACUAUUUAUAGUACAACUGAUUUACAACAUUUACAAAUGUUUCUGUGCUGUCAAAACAAUUUUAUCUAUAUAAAUCUAAAUAAAAACUAAAUAAACUAAAAAAAAUGCCAAAUGCUUAUAAACAAUUUCGGCAUGUGUAUAUUAUUAUGUUUAUAGAGUUAUAGAUAACCAUGCUAACUAUCAUUAGACACCUUAGGACAAUCAUCGUGUUUAGUGUUCUAACUCAGUGUUUUCCAAUUUGUUUAAUUCUAUGCCCCUAUUGUAGAUUUUCAAAAGUCUUAUGUCUCCCCCUAUUAAUUAAAAAUAUGAGAUAAAUUGUUUUAAAUUUAAGAUAUGGUAAAUUUGCAGGUUUUAAUCUUACCAUAUUUUAUCACCGCUAUUACUCCCCCCUAGGGAAGAAUUCCCCACCCCUCGUUGAGAAACACUACCAAACAUAUAAAAUACUAAUAAUUUAUUAUAUUAAUACGUAGGUAGGUGAAUUCAAUAAAAUGCACUAUACUAAAUUAUUAUUGAAACUUUUCCAAGAAAAUUAUAGAAAUUUGAAUUGUCAUUGUUUUAUUGUUUUAUAUUCGAGUACUAUUUCUAGCUAUUAAGAGAAAAAAAAAGAUUCAAGUUUUGAUAAAGUUCAUAAUGCGCAUUUGUUCAAUAGACAUUCUACAUUUUAAAAGAAAGUUUACCUAUUAGUAUCUCAGAAAAAAAUUGAAAAUAAAUUAACUAGUUAAUAACUAAUAUCUUAUAGUAUUAGAUAUCGUCUAUAUAAGUUUUUAUAGUAAUUUCAUGAAAUAUUGAACUAAGUGCUUAAGGAGUUUUUUUUCUUUCUUGAAAAAUUGUAAAAUUUAAAUACGUGCCCUUUUUGCAUUUAGCGAUUUAAUUAUAGUCUCGUAUACGAUUUUACUUUUAAAAUUAUUUUAUUUUAUUAUUUUAAAUGUAUGUUUACUGAAUAUUUUUAAUUCUACAAAAUAUGUUUAACUAGAAAUGAUCUUUAAUAGCGGAUCGACAUCGCAAAUUCACGUGGGUUUCGUCUUCAACAAUAUAAACAGUUGCAUGUUUAAGAACAUUGAAAAAAUUGAGUUAUGGUACUGAUAAAAUAUUUAUAUUAUUUCGUAACGGUCAAUUUUCAUUCGAUUGUAUGUGUAGCUGAUUUACAUUCAACUGUUUGUAAUUACUCUGUUUGUACGACUGUUUGUCUAUUCUAAUUCAGUUUACUAUAAUAUUGUUUUGUUUUCCAUACGGUUCUAGAUAAUAAUAAUUUGAACGGAAUAUCGUGCAUAAUAUUAUGAUUGAAUCUAACAACUUUCGCUGUGUAGCCAAUGACCGAAGAAAACUAUUCUCGUCUCGUAAAAAAUGUAUAACCUAUGGUCGUAGCACUUACACGAGUUAUGUGAAUAUGAACCGUACACUUACAAAAUCGUUUUCUUUGUGUCUGCGGUCCGCCGUACCUAAAUAAUAUAUAAUAUGACUAUGUCAGAGGAAUCUUUAUAACAUCUCUAUUAUAUCUACGGACCGUAUUUAAUAGAAAUAUCGACCUCGCGUAGUCUCGGGACCUGAUGGACGUAUUUUUAAAACGGUUGUCUGAUUAUGAAAAAAAAAAAAAAUACAACAUUUACUAAAACCAUUAUACUAUUAUUAUCUAUGUUAGUUCUAGACGCUCGCGUACACGCGGAAUAUUAUUUUAACGGCUUAUGUGUUGUGUUGACAUUCAUACGAAACGAGUUUAAUGUCGUACAGCCGUGGAAAUAAUGGAAAAAAAAAAAAAAAAACCGCGCGGAAAAAUAUUUGCGAAACGUCAAUAGUAAUAGUGCCAGGGCCUAGGCGCAGGUAACAUUAUCGCGGGCGGGCAGCGACCGGCGGGACCCGCGGCGCGAGUGGGGCAAACGACCGUAUAAACAAUUCGGAUUACGAGACGCCGGGCACUCAUGCGGUGCGAAUCCGGCGAUUUGGAUUAACAUUAUUUUAUUCGUCCUCGGCGAACGUCCGGCCCGAUGAAUCACGCGCGUUCCAUACGCCGUGUCCGCGUCCACGGCAAACAUUACAAUUGCGUUGUGUACGCGCACGCACAUUCGCUUUGAGCGCGCCGCAAAACCGUAAAACGUUUUUACUGGCGGAGAUUAAUCUCGCGGGAUAGGUCGGAGUCACUCUUGUCUCGCGACCGUUUUCCCGCCGCGCGCCGCGACCGCGAAUCGGCCGACUUGACUGACGUUCGUCUGCGCCGUAUUGAGCAUAGCGUUAUGCCCGCGCGCUUGCGUUGCUCGUAUUGAAAAUGGUUACUGACCUCUCCGGCGGGAUUUCAAAGCGACAUUGCGACGGUAAUAUAUUGUAGACAUAAUAAUAAUAUGCGACGAGUACAAUAAAUAAACACGCGUACGUUAUUAUGUGCAAAUAAACUCGCGCUCCGAUUAUUAUACAUUUAUAAAUAUAUAUAUAUAUAUAUAUAUUGUGCGCGAGCGUACGUUUAUGCACGGACAAAGAGUUAUGGGAAAAAAUAAAAAAAUAAAAAAAUAAAAAUAAACGAAUAUUGCGAGAGAUGUGCAAACACAACGCGUAGGCGCACUGUAUCAUAAUAGAUAUAUGGCGGCGACCGCGUGUUGUCGUGUUUACUGACUUUUCGAAAAAUCCACUCGGGUCACCCUAAUUGAAAACAUACCGGUCUCGGCGAAACACUGAGAAAAAAUAAUAAAAAUAUGCGUAAAACACAAACGCGCGUCACCUAUCUACCGGUCGGUUAAGAACUUCUCUGCGUAUAGUGUACGGAUUAACGAAUUAACGGAAAAAAAAAAAAAAAAAAAAAACCGAAACAAAAAUAUUUGUACGCGUAUUGUUUUGUUUGAAUUCAAAAUACGCUUUUUUUUUUUUUUUUUACAAAUAUCGUUAUUUUAUUAUUCGUCGCGAGAGUGAACGCUCCGCGGAAACACCGAUGCAUAAUAGAUACCCGAAUAUUAUUGGUAUUGUAAUUUUAUCGCGGACCAGAUUUGCGAUUGGCGUGUAAAAAUAUUCGCGCGACGUUUUAGCAUAUCGCCAAGAUGAUAUUACGAGUGGUGAUGAUGCCGCGCAGAGCUGUGGCAAAACGUGAUGCGUCCAUAGGUACCUGCACAGUAUCGCUGUAGUAAACAAAAACGUCGAAUAUAAAAAAAAAACACAGUACACACGUCCGUAACAAUAAUACUAUAUAGUAGUAGUAUGGGAGUGUACAAGUACGCGAAUCGGUUUGUUUAGAUCCCGAGUGUAGCGAACCCUAUUAGCAGUUUUACUAAGACGUGUCUUUUUGUCUCUUUUUAUUUUUUCCUUCUUAUUGUAUUUUCAUCUAGCGAUGCUCGGUCUUUUUUCCAGAUACGUUCAGAAUCGUAAUGAUUAGUCGUCGCUAUCGAUAGGUACGUCAUUGGUUAUUUCAAAUUAAAUUACCUUAUAUUAUAUUAUAUUCUAUAUCCGCGGCUCCCGACGUUUCCUGUUUACACACAGCAGUGGCGAAAUGUGUCUAUAUGUUUACAUUUUAAUGUUCAAUUUAUACGUUUCGUUUCAAUGUUCUGAACGAUGUUUCUAUGAAAAUGUCAUAACAUUUUCCGUAUUCGUCAAAACCGUCGAGAAAAACUGCUGUAGGUGCCAACAUACUAUAUUAUAAACAAACGUUUCUUUCGAUGUCACUGUAUAAUAUAUUAUUUGGAUAUAUUUUAUACAUUUUUUUUUUUUUUUUUUUUUUUUAUCACCAAUUCAACGAAAUUCGAAGAAUACAAUUUUACGAUUAUUAUAAAUCGAUAAUAUUGCGCAUUAUGUUUAAUUUACAAAUCAAAUAUUUCAUUAGUCGCGUUAUAAAAAAUCCGGUCGGGUGACACGUGUCUGAAAUACACUCGGAAUCGCAGUUAGCAACAUGCCAUUAAAACCGAAAACAUGUUCGAUUAUAUUUAGUAGUUGUAUUUAGGUACUUAUUGCAGUAUUGUAAUACAUAAUAAGCGAUACGUUUUAUUCGUUCUUAUUAGGGACCGGAUUUAUACGCACAUAAAAUACACAAAAAUACGCAUGAAAAAGCCAAAAAAGCCCUAAAAAACACUUUAAUAAAAAUUUAAAAAAAUACUAUUAGCUAAAGUGGUAGAGAUGUUUCAGUCACUCAUUCUAACAGCUCUAACUUAUAAAAUGCAAUUUUCCAACACUAGUACACUGCAAAAAUGGUUACAUAACACAAAGUUAUUUUUCUUUAUGUUACGUAUACAAUUAUACGUAUAUUUUUUAAAUACUUUGUUUUUCAAUCAUUUUUGCAGUUAGAAAAUUGUAUUUGUUAAGUUAGAGUCGUUAAGAAGGAUAUUUUGCGACGGAGGGCUAUGAAAAAAAAAAGUAGAAAAUAAAACAACCGAACCGUAUUUUAUUCGAAAAUAUUACAACCGACCGUAUAAUUUAGCAGUAACUAUUAGUUAUCAAAUUGUGAGUUUCUUACCAUUGUUUUGGAAGACUGUUAAUGUAUUUUAAUUUUUAAUCAGAAAAUGUUGAAUCAUAAAACUUUGAACGUCAAUAAAUUUAUUAUCCUAAAACAUUUUCUACGCAGUAAUUGCGAACAAUAAUAAAAUACCACUUUAAUAUAUAUUGUUAUUGGCUGACAUUGAAUAAAAUAAAUCGAAAAUAUACAAAUUACUAAAAUUAGAAUAUUAAACUGACAGCCACCGAGACAUUUUAUUAUCAGAUAUUAUUUUUUCGGUUGAAAUACGGUUCGGCCGAUUUAUUUUCGGCUUUUUACGCGCGACCUUUUCAAUCCCUUCUACCAGUUUUGCUUUUUUCAAGCGAUCAAUUACGUAUUUUAACAAUAUAUGGUUGCAUAACAGACUUGUUCGUCUCGUUUUGAACGGGUCAGAAAUAUCAUUCGACCAAUGAGUGCCAAUACGUCGUAACACGCACUCGCGGUACUUUUGAAUCCAAUCCGGCUCGAAACGUUUUUCUCGGAUAAUAAGUAAUAAUUAUUUAUGUCCCUCCUCGGUAGCUUUCCCGUAUUGUGUUUUACGACUGCAAUCCUUUGUUUAGUCGCCUAUUGCUGAAAUGUCGAUUAAAAACUUGUUCUCUUAUUUGUUUGUCCAUAUUACACACACACACACACACACACACACACACAAACGCGUUAGAAAAUACCCCAUACGCCGCGCUAAAUAAGCGAAUACAAAUAAGUACUCGAAUUUAAUAAUGUAUUUUAUACAUUUUAAUUUCCAAUUCAAACUGCAGUGUACAUAUUUGCUUAAAACUUUAAAUGCACCGUUCGGUAUAAUGUAUUAAUACAUUAUGUACCUAUGUAUUUAUACGGUUUUAAAACUUUAUUUUGCCGUUAAAAAUAUUUGUUUACGCGCAGACAAUAAGCACUCUUGACGUUGUUCAAUUAUCAACGUAAAACGAUCAUAAUAUUCCCUAUAAUAUAACAUUAUAACUAAAUUUGAACGUUUUUUUAUGUAUUUCGAAUAAAAAUGCAGCGCCUUUUUAUAUAUAUAUAUAUACAUAUUAUAUUGUACUGAUUGUAAAAUAUUUUAACGUAAACAUAAUACCCUGUAUGCAUAUAUAGGUAUCUACAUACAUACCCACGCAAUGCUGACAAGUAUUGUGCGCGUGCAUUGUUGUAUAUUUUCACGUCUUCUAAAAAUUUAUUAUAAAAUGUCACCGAAAUAACUUUGUCAUAACAAUAAUAAAAAUAAUAUGUUUGCCGAUAAUACUUGAUAGGUAGUAAAUUAAUAUUCUGCCGCUGUUACACAUUAUCUGUACAAUAGGACAUAAUAUUCAGUAAUUACCUACAGUAUAGGUGUAUAUAGUGUAUAUAUCAACCUACUUCAACAGUCUCUCACAAUAAGUCUCUAGUUGUUCGUUUAUUUUUGCCAUAAUUAUUGGUUCGAGUAAAAAAAAAAAAAACUCAUAAAAAUGUGUAACUGAUUUUUACAAAAAAAUAACCGCCUCUUAGGUACUCUUAAUUAUGUCAAUCGCCGGCACAACCAAACGAGGGGGGUGUUUUGGGUACCUAUUCAACCCUCCUCCAUCAAUGUUUCAGCAAUAUAAUUUUAUCAAUACGUGUAAAAGACUGUUUUUUUCAAUACGUAGACAUAUUAUUGUGACACCCUUAAAAAAAAUCAAUAAAUAACCAAUAAAUUGUUAUAAAUCAUUUUAUGUAUCAUCUUAUUCCUAUUUUUAAUCCUAUUAUCAUUAGUAUAUUAUUAUUCCGUAAUUUUUAUUAUUUCUCCUCUGUAGAGAAUCUCGUCUAUCAAAACGAUGAUUUUCAUCCUUACUAAUAAACGAUGCAGUGAAUUAAAUAUGUGUACAUUUAUAAACUUGAAAAUACUUAUCAAUAUAGUUAAAUAAAUAUGUAUCAUUAUUUUUAACAGUGGGAAUCCGAUAUGGUUUUUUAUACAUUUUCUAUACCAAUUUAAAACCGAUACUCUAUCUGAUAUUUGAAAUCGAUAAUCAUGAGUUUAUAUUGAAAAUAAUCGAUAAAUCUGUUGAAAAUUCAAUUUUUUUAUUUUUAAAAUAAUUUUAUCUUAUUCCAGAAAUGUUAUAGACAUUUUUUUUUUUAAUUAUCUGGUAAAAUAUCGGUUUUGAAAAAUCACAAUAUCCAAUAUUCCGAUAUUUUUAAUAUCGGCUCAUGUUAAUUCUUAUCACUAAUUAUUAAUUAUAUUUACUAUCGAGGAAUUUUAAUGAUUAUUAUUAGUGUAUUGGUUAGAUCCUGAUAUUCUACUUAAUAUGUAAAUUACACAUUUACACGCUUACUAAAUAAUAAAUAAUAAAACUACAGUUAUCAGUUAAAAGUCGAGUAUUUCGACAUUUUCUUUAAUUAUUUUUUAUGACAUGUAUGUGUAUAAUAUUAUAAAUAUUGUGUUUCUCUGUUUCAUGAAACUAGCUAAAAUAGUUUUUUCUAUUAACUUUUUACCUCACUAAUUUUUCAAUACGAACAAAAAAGCAAUUGAAGAUAUUAAGCAAACAUUAGAAGAGCUGAAUUCUUACCAAAAUAAAUUACUGUCUUCUAUUGUUACCAAAUAUCCAACUACCAAUGCUGAGCUAAAUAAAUUAAACAAGAAAUUUGAUGAUAUGCACAAAACAAUAGUUACCUUAACAGAAGACAAUAGGCUACUUAAAGAAAAAGUUAGAACCCUUGAAAAUAAAGUUGAGCUUAUUGGAAAUAUUAAAUAAUCUCCGCAGAGGUCUGUCGAACAGGAUUUAAUCUCAGAAAAACUGACAAUCAAAUUCAUGUGAACAACUUUAUUAUUUUUAAUUUACAAAAAGGAAAUAGAGACUCUAAUCCAGAACUUGAUUCUGAUUAUAAUAAAAUUUCAGAAAUAUUGGCAGAGAUGGAUACUAACAUCUUUAUAAUUACGCGCCCUCGUCUUGGUAAUCUUAAUGUGAAGAAUGCGGGUAAGCCGCGUUCUUUGAAAGUUGUUUUAUUAAAUACUUUGGAGAUCUAUUCCACACUACGGUUAUAGUCAAAAUUACGCACUUUGUCUAUAUAGGCCAAUAUUCGCAUCUCCGAUCGUACGGUUACGCAACGAGAACAAAUGAAUCAACUUCGUGAAGACCAAAAUCUUAUUAAAAAAUAUGUAAAAGGUACACCAAAAAUUGUUAAAAAUUCAAAAAACUAAUUAGUCAAACUAAAAUGAAUCUAUACUUAUCUGGUAUCAAAAUGUCCGUAGUUUAAACUAAAAAAAAAUAAUUUAAGAAUUUAAAUUUAAAAUUCUUCAUAUGAUAUAUUUGUUUUUACUAAAACGUGGUCCAAACAAUAUUAAAUAAUAUUAUUAAAAUUUCUAUUCGCACAUUGAUCGUGCAAUACAUAUGUGUGUCUCUAAAAUUAUUAGAUGUAAACCAAACCACCCGUUGCAUUAAUGAGUUAAAAUUUUUAAUCAAAUAAAAAACAAUAUAAAAUAAAAGAUUUCAAUUACUUAUUUUAAAAUAUAUUGAUUGUCCUGAACUAAUUGAGCGUUUAAAUUUCAAAAUAAAUUAAUUUAAUUCUAGAAAUAAAUCUUCCUUUUAUUAGAUUCCGAGCAUAGCGAUGGGCUAUUGGUUUUACAAAAAUAUUUAUGUUUUUCUUUCUGUAAUCUUGUGUGAAGAUACGUUUUUUCCUAGUGAAUUUGCUCCAAUUUUUACGUGUAGCACCUUUUCUGAAAGCUCAAGUUGUCUAAAUUGUACUUUAAAUUUUUUAAUUUUCGAUGCAUUUUUUAAAUAAAAGUAUUUAAGUGGGGAAAACGUAGGAAAACAAACAAUUUCACGAUUUAAUUAUUUUAAAAAAUACGGAUGACCUUUUCUACCAGAAAAAAUAAUUUGAUCGAAAAAUCAUAAAAUACCUUUUUUUGUUGUUUUUUUGAUUUACUUUCUUACAGUAUCAUUGUCAAACAUUUUGAGCCACUUUUAAACUUUUAAAGAAUUUUAAUUUUUGGGAGUUUUUUUACUAUAAUUCGGUUAUAAGUAAACGUAGAGACUUGAAACUUGGUAAUAAUACUUAUAUUGGACUUACUUAGAUGUAGUCAAAUUUCCAAAAUCAUCAGACGACUUUUUUUUUUAAUUAGCGUUUUGAAAUUAAAUUUAAAUGAAAAUCGCGGUACUUCAAAUUAUGUUUCACUGAACUGCGCUCGGAAUCGUUUUUCGUCAAGCAAUGAUUUAUCGUUGUUUACAGAUGUAAACGAAAUAAUCUUUGUAUACUUCCUUCCGAACUUCUCAUCUACAACAGUGGUUACUCCCAUCCCCAGUAUCAGCUCUUUUUUUUAAAAUUAGUUCUAGUUCAUACAAUUUGCACUCUCCUAUGAAUAAACUGAUGUCAGUUAGUAAUUCUAUUUGUAAUAUUAAUUUAUUUAAAUACUUCACUUAGUGAGUUAAACAGCUUAUCAUGCUUAUUUAAAUUUUAAAUUUUAAUGUAUUUCUUUGAUAUGUAACUAUAUAUAAGUAGUAAACAUUUUUUCCCUUUUUCUUUUUUUUUUUUCAUUUUAUUAUAUAAAAAUAUGUAUCUAAUAACGAUUUUUUAUGUUUAUUUAUAUUCUUAUAAUAUUGUUAUCUAUGUUACUAUUUACAUUUUGCAUUAACUGUUACAUUAUAUAUUGGAAUAAUUUCAGUAAAAUAAAAAGAUUAAGAUUAAGAAGAGUAAAAUAAUUUAUUGCAAUUAUAAAACUAUCCGUUUCAAAUUUCUUACAUGACCAUAAUUUUGUUAUAUGACACAAACCGUAAUCGAACAAAGAAAAACAAACAAUCACAAUGAAACACAAUACCUAAAUAUUGAGCGGUGGCAAUUAUUAUAAUAAUAGGUACCUACCUACUUUGAAAAAUGAUCGCUAGUCGAUAAUUGACCGCAACCGGUUUUUUUUUUAUUCUGGCCUGGAAACUUUUUACAUUGUUGCAUUAAAAUAACUUGAGUCAACAGACGACAAUAAAAUGUAUACUUUUUUUUAAAUUUAAAAAUGUAAUAUGAUCGGCUAUCACAUAUAAUUUGAACAGUAGGUAUUUGUUAUAAGUCGGUUUAAUAAUAACACUUCUUAUAAGUUAACUAACUUAAAAAAUAUUUAGAGUGGAGCUCAUAAUUUAAAUUUAAGUGUUUGCUAAUGUUUUUUAUCACUAUUCAUUUUCUAUAGGGAAUUGAACUGGGAAAUUCGAAAAAAAUAUCUUUCCAAGGUAUACUUUUGGACACCGAAAUGCUUAAUAUUAAAUAUAGCUUAUUAUAGAUUUCUUGUUGACACGUUCAUUUUAUUUAGAGGUUCAAAUAGACAAACAGAAUAUUUAGUUAACUAUUUAAAUAUUUAUUUAAAUAUUUUAUAAAUAAAAACAUUCAAUUUACACUCGAAGUACAAAUGAAUAAUAAAUUAAAUUUCUUAGAUCUUACAGUUUCCAUAAUAAACAAUACAUUUGAUUUUAAUAUUUACAGGAAACCUACACUAACUGAUUUUAUAAUACCAUAUGAUUCUUAUCACCCUUAUUAUCAAAAAAUAUUAUUUUUUAAAUUCAAUAUUCUAUAGGCUUGAAUGUAUUCCAUUAUAUAAACAUAAUUAUCAAAACGAGCUCAAUAUUAUCUGUAAUAUAGUCCAUAAAAAUAAUUUCAAUUUAAAUACUAUUAAAAAAACUCAUAAAUCUAUUAAAGAAAAAAUAAUACACAACUUACCGAAUAAUGUUGUUAACUAUUGUAGUAUGAAAUAUCAAAAUAAUGUGUCUAACUAAUUUUGAACAAUAAUAAAAAUAAUGUAAAAAUCAUUUUUAAGACUAAUAAUAAUUUAAUCAAACAUAUAAACAAUAAACAAUAGAACUAAAAUCUUCACAAAAAAUCCCCAUUUUUUUUGAAAAUGCUGGUAUAAAUAAACUUAAAUGUAACUGUUAUAAAUUGUAUAUAGGUAAGACAAAUAUACAUUUUAAAAUAAGAUAUAAAGAACAUAUUUCUGAAAUAAAAUUAAAAAAGACUGCCCCUAAUUCAAAUUUCGUUAGUUUUUUCUAUUAAAAUAAAUUAUUGCUAUAUUCUAUGUAAAACGACCAAUUUGUACAAUUAUUUUUGUUCUAUGUAUUCCUCCACUUAAUUUUUUAUAUUCAGUCACGUUAUACAUUUUGACUGUGAUUUACCUGAUGAUGAAUUUUUAAUACAAAAUCGGUCGUAUAAUAUUAUCACUUAUCACAAUAUUCCAGGCGACGUAUUUAUUUAUUUAUUUAUUUAUAUAUCUAUUUACUUUGUUUAUUUACGAGUAUUAACCAUUUUAAUAAUUUUGUUUUGACUUUAUUAUUUUAUUAUUGAAUAAUUUAUCGAAUACCUAGUAGUUGUAUUAAAAUGAUUUUCUUUGUGGAAAAAACUCAUCUUCGUAUAACUAAUAGCUAUAUUAUGCUAUUAAUAGCUCCCUAAUGUUGCUCGAAAUCGAAAAAAAGAGAAAAUUGUUACUUACAAAUUAUUCAAUUUUGUAUGCAACCUAAUUUACUUAAUUAAUUAUGGCAAAUUAACGAGAUACUAUAAAAUAUCUCAGUCGAAUGAUGAAAAUUGUUCAAUAUUUAUUGACGAAAACUUAAAUCUUCCAGGAAACUAGAUUAUAAGAUGAUUGAAAAUUUGAGAUAUUUACAAGUAUAUUAUUAUAGUUACAAAAUUGCAAUACUACGUCAUUUUUAGAAACGUAAACAAUAUUGAAUGAAUUUAUUCUUUGACGUGAAUUAAAUAUUUCAUAACGAUAUUAAUUUAUCCGUUAGAUGUUCUCGUAGAUAAUACAAUUAUAAAAGUUACGUACCAGUGUAUCUUUAGAUAUUUCAAAUACAAUAUUUUUCAUAAAAUAUUGAUUAUAAUAAUAUAAUUAUACUACAGAAGUUCGAUAACAUAAAACUUCAGAUAACUAAGUUAAAAACGAUUAAUCAAGAAAUUCGUUCAAUUAAAUUACUCAUAAUAUAAUUAUUUAAAUUCCAAAUUCCAAUAAGUUAUGGUUCUAAUAUUUAGUCGCAAUGGAUUUCCUAAGAAUCCACUCGAAAUUUUUUUGAAAUUGGCAAAUUUCCCAUUAUUUGCAACACAACCACAACCUAAUCAUAGUCUAAAUCAAUAAUCAUAAAUUAAAUGUCGUUAACCUACUUUGGUGUAAAGUAUAAACCAUUACGGUAUGCUUACUCAUAAAAACAAUGAUUCAUCGAGCAACGAAUGUCGAUUUAAUUUAAAAAAGUUUAUUUUUUUGUUAAACAGUAAACGAGGAAUAAUGAAUUUGAUUUUGUAAAGUUUAUUAUUUGGAUUGUUUUGCAAAACUGAUUUAUAAAAAAUAUCUACGUAUAAUUUAUUUUAUGCAUACAAAAAAAUUUUCAUACAUAAUAUAGAUACCUUCAUAAUAUUUGUUUUCAUUGAUAAUAAUAAUAUGUUAUUGAAUUAAAACGAUAUUAUAAUAUUGUUUUUUUAUAAACAAACUUUCGAUGUAUGAAAGUUUGAAGUUAUUAUUUUUUGUCAUUUGAAUUGCAAAAUUUAGGUACACGAGUCCUGAACUAAUCAAAUAAUUUCCGUAUUUGAUAUUCUAAUAGUGGUAGUCUAUUAUAAUAUUAUUGAGUAGUUUUAUAUUAUAUCAAACUAGUUCGUCAUAUUAUUACCUUUUUUUUUCUCCAUAAAAUCUCAUAACUAAAACAAAUUUCGGUCACCAAAAUAUCAAUACUUUCAACAAACUAUUCUUAAUCUUCACAUUAUUGUAUUCAGUUGAUAAAGCUAAUGGUUUUAAUUCAAUUUAAAUUUUCGUUCAUGACACCAGUUUUAUUUAAGAGGACCGGUAAGCGUCAUAUCUGAAGCUAGAUGAGUUAGUCGUAGUUUGAAUAGAGUUUCGCAUGCAAGCAUUUGUAAAAAAGUGCUGGACUUUUUGGCGGUUUCGUUAAUUGGACAGACUUUGUGAUCAGAUCGUAGAGUUUUGUUAUAGUAACGAUUGAAAAACCAGGGUGCUUCCCACAGAAAUGUGCAACGAAACCGAAUAUUCUGGAAGGCUUGAAUCAGUGGUGCCCAAGUCCUAGAAACUUGUAGUCGGUUUAAACUUGAAAUACGUUUCAAAAGACUUCAAUAACUAAACACAGUCGAUUUUUAUGUCCAAAACUACGAUCGGCGGCGUAAGUUUUUAUUUCUGCAACGAGCCAUUUAUUCGGUUCGGCAAACCGGAAUUUGGCCCGCAAUAGAGCCCCGUGAUUACAUUUGAAAUGAAGUCGGACCAAGGCUCUGACGCGGUGUUCGGCGCCACUGGCUUGAUGUAUAGCUGUCUCGAAUUAGCGUACGUGCUGCGGUUAGUGUGAUAUGUACCCGAAGAAUGCACUGACGACGGGCCGAUAAAGAAUGAGUCCGUUGAGACAGCGGCGAGUUAGAACGCAGGGUCGGCCUUGACCUUGCCAAGUGAAAAAUCCGCCGAGAUGUCACCGCGGCGAGACAGAAAUCGGUGCACGCAUUUCACGGUCGGGGUCAACGAGGCGCGCAGCGCAGGCGGUAAAUCACGGAUUUACGGUCUUCGGCGACGACGGCGGGAUUAUUCGCUAUAAUUCUAAUAUCGUGUUACACCGGGAACUAAACGAGACCAUUAUUUCAUAUUUGCGUUGUACUAUUGUUAUCUACGUUGUGUUUGCGUGGCCGAUGAUUGCGCGCGGACCCGACGCCGCCGCCGUCAGUGAUGUCGAAGGUCGUCGUCGUUCGUCUGUAUAGCUAUAACCCGGUACAAUGUCGGCCGUGUACCUGUGCCGUCGUCGAUUGUCUGGAAGUGUCUGACCCGUGGCGACGGAGGGGAUCGCGGUUGGAGGGGAAGGGAAGCUGCGAAGACGUAAAAUAAAAGAACAUAAUAUAAUGUAGAAACGGGCACAUAGUAUUAUUGAGCAGGCGACGCGUAUAGGUAAUAAUAAUAUCUUCAUCAUCUGGUUUUGUUUCCUCGCCGGACGCAAUAACGGGGAGGAAAACAAAUAAAUUUCAAAAGCCAGUGUGGUGUUAAGUCGGUCCUUACGUGUACGAACAAUCGCGGAGCCCGCGAAUUCCGAUUAUUUUCACGUUGUGUAAGGUCUGCUCGGUAAAAUAUUAUCUACAGUCUGCGCAAAUACGAGCGUUUGGUUUUUUUUUUUUUUCCCCACUGUCUCUCAUCAUUAUUGUUAUUAGGUAUUUUUUUUUUUUUACUAUCGUAUCUUUAAUUGUUUGCACUCGUUUCGGUAUUUAUAUAAGUAGUUUCCUAGUCAUCAUCGCCGUUCUUCCCGCGAGGGUUUAACCUUGUGGAAGAACACUAACUCUCAUUUCCAUUUUUAUUAUUACUUUUUUUUUUUUUUUUUUGGACUCGCACAACACAAAAACGUUGUCCUGCACAGCAGUCCCUCGGGGGUCAAUAAAAUUAACGACUGGUUUANUCAUCAUUAUUGUUAUUAGGUAUUUUUUUUUUUUUGGACUCGCACAACACAAAAACGUUGUCCUGCACAGCAGUCCCUCGGGGGUCAAUAAAAUUAACGACUGGUUUACGAUACUACCACUCUUCGAUGAACACUUUUAAACAGUAUUAUAUGUAUCGUGUUCCCGAUCCAAAUGGUGUUUUAAACGAUGUGUAUUAUUGGAGCGUUUAGUAAUUAUAAUAUCGUAAUAAACAAAAAUCGAAUUCAACUUCCGGAUAAUGUUCAUACCCGUCGAAGGUUACGACACGUAAAGCUUGAUUUCCAAAUUGUCCGAUAGUCAUUCGGUGUUCGGGAAGGCCCACAAAACAACGAUCGAGUCGAUAACUACCCAUCAUAUUCACUGUUACCUAAUAAUUUAUUAUAUUAGUGAACCUUUUUUUUUUUUUGCAGUUUGAAUGCAGAACUUUUGAAGGAAUAAUUAAUUAUAGUAUAAAAAUGAAAAAAUGCAGUUCGACAUCGACUCGUCAGUGGAUUCUGCAAAUCUGCAUCAUUCCCGUUUGUUUACUAUGGGUGAGUACCUACAUAAUAAAUAUUUAAAAAAAAAACCGUAUUACGAUGUCAUUGUUAGAUGUUUAUAAUAAAAUAUAACAAUACAAUGCACGUUACAUCAAAAUAUUGUAGGCUACUCAUGUACAGAGAAUAGAUCGAAUUCUUCAAACACUAUAGUCCAUAAACGAAUUAUUCACGUAUAAUUAUACUUAAUAUAAGACGUGAAAAAAUUAUACAUUGUUGACAUUGAAGGAAUAUACUUUUUAUAAUAGUAUUUAAAAUAUCCAAUUAAAACACGAAUUAUAAAAUAAAAGGUAAUUUAGAAUAUUUCAAUACUUUAUAGUUUCUACCUUUUUUUAUAAACGUUACUAUAUAUAAAUAUUAAUUGAAAAUUAACUGUCCCACCCUGUUUUGCCCAUGCCCAAUAGUUUAACGCCCCUUUUUCGGACUUUUUUAAAGCAGAAUUUUUAAAAAAAUCCUUUCAAUAACAUAAAUUCAAUUUAAUUAGUCUCCUCGUUUCCAUCCCUAUAACAGUUAAUCGUUGUAGUUUAGAAAUGUAAUUACUUUUAAAAAGGGUACUUGAUCCUUGUCUGUGAUAACCAAAUUAACUAAUAAUUAAUUAAUAAUUGUUUUUUCAUUAAUUUCAUCAGUGUCACCAAAGUAACUCAGAAAUAAUAAAAAAAAUACAUUUUCGUAUUACAAUAAUAGAAAAAAAAAAUCUUUUGCGAAUCACCUUUUAGCAGUUGAAUUUUGGAAAUCCGAAGUUGAGAUGCAUACGGACCCGUUUAUCCACUUCUGUACGAUAAUUUUUAGACUUUUGCGUGUGACCGAUUCGCCUUUGGAUCGCACACCAGACAGACACGCAAACAUUGACUUUUAUAAUUAUAAAGAUGUCAAGAGUAUAGUUUAGUAGUUCCUAUUCCAUAUAUAGUAGUUACCUAUUCCAUGUAAUUUAAAUGCCUUUGUGUACACACCCCUAAAACUACAUUUCUAAUAUUAACAUUAAUUUGAGCUUUUAAUUUCAUUAAAAAUGUCUGAUAACACAACACUAUAUAAUAGGAUUACAGAAUGUAAGUACAUUUUAUGGAAUAAACUAACGAGUAAAUUAAAAUUUUGUGAAUUGAUAAAACAAUAUUAUAAUUAAUGAUAUUAUUUUCUAUCAAAGAUUAAAGUGCUGGAUAAUACAUUUUACAUGUAAUCAUACAAUAUCAUGUGAAUUUUAAAUAACUGUAGCUCAGAUUAUAUUUCAAUAAAUUGUACAAAUGUAAAUUUAACUGAAUAUUUUAGCUUUAAAAUUUAAAAUUUAUGAAAGAUAAUUGGAAUUUCUAUCUUAAUUUUAUUUUUUAAUACUUACCUAUAAUAUCAUCUCGUCGUAUCAUAAAGUAAUUGUAGAUACGAAAUUAUCAAAUCCUGCAUAUUAUACACUCAGUAAAUAUUUAAAGAUAACGGGAAGAGAAAAAAAUGUAGGUACUUAAUAUCUAUACAUGAUAAGAUGUCUGUUAUUUCGGACGUGGAUGGGCAUUUUGUACUUAAUAUAAUUUUAAAUUCAAUAUACUGGAUAAAAACACCCUCAAAUUACAUUGCCCAAUUAAAAUUUUACGUUCAGAUAACAUGGGAGUUUUAAAAAACUGUAAGUACAAUUGUUUUUCAGGUUUAUUACAAAUUUGAUAAAUUCGGAAUAUAGUAAGGAUGUAUUAGGGAUCUCAUAUUUUAAAACCAAAUGUUUUACAAUUAUUGUUUUUUUAUGUGUAAAAUGUCCUUUUCACUAGAAAUGAUAUUUAUUCAUUCAUUGCCAGCCCAAGUUUAUAAUAGGUACUUAUAAUGCUUAAAAAAAAUAAUGAUGAUAACUAUUAAGUGCACAAAGUCGGUUGUUGUUUUAAAACAACAUUUUGCUUAUUAUAACUAGAACUGGUAAAUCAAUGGAGUGGUCAAAAAUUGUUCUUAGUGAAAAAUAAGGAUGUUUAGCGCGUAAAUCAGCAAAUAAGCGAUAUUCGAUCGUUGCGCAUGCGAGAAAAAUGAAAAAACAAUUAUUGUAAAACGUUCGGUUUUUAAUUUUAGUCUAUUCACGCCAUAUUCAGAAUUAUUUAUGAAACUGAAAAACAAUAAUAAACUACAUUUUUUACUGAAAUACCUAUGGUACUUAAAUGUAAGCCAUGAUUCCGGCAUGGGUUAAUGAAUAUUUAGAUAGGACUUUGCAAUUUCCUAGGUAUUUUUUUUCUUCAGAAUAUACUCGUAUAGAAACGAACAAUUAUGUGAUAUAAAAAAAAUUCGGGUCCAAAUCUAAACUAACGGCUGCCCUAAUAUAUUACUUGUAUCUAUAUGAAGUAUUGUGUGGCGAUAUUAUUGAAAAUAUUUCACUGUUCAAAUGAAGGAUACAGGGAAAAACCAGGCAAGUCACUUUUUUUUUUCAAACUGAGAAAAACGAGUUUUUAAUUUAAAAACGUAACAAUUUUUUCUUUUACAAAUGUUAAACUUUCCAAUGUAGCAACCACAAUAACAUAAUAAUGUCAUAUUAUAUUAUUAACCAAGGCUAUAGCCGUGUAUUAACCCAACACUUACCUGGUUAUAGAUUGACCAUAUCUGUUUUUUUUUUUUCUGUAGGCCCAAACUUCUGUCAUUCGUUAUUUUCGACUAAUUUGGUUUUUUCGCCGUUUCGAUUGCAUAAACGAUAACAGCACGCCAAUACAAAUUAUUUGCUAUCGAUAUCGCCAUUUUGGAGAAAAAGUGACAUGCCUGGUUUUUUCCCUGUACCCUUCAAAUAUUAUAUUCUACCUUUAGGAAAAAAAAAAAAAUAAAUUCAACUUCGUUUGAAUAAUAAUAAUAAAGAAAUAAACACGUUGACAUUAAAAAGUAUAUGUGCGUAUAUAAAAUAUUGUCAUAGGUAUAUACGUAUCCACCUAUUGCAGGUAAUCGGCUUAAGUUUACAUAAAUAUAUUAUAAUAUAUUUUUCUCAUAUGGAUUACCGAAGAAAAAAAAAAAGCAAUGUUUGAAACUUCGAAAUGAUAUUAAAACCGGUUCGGAUUUGUUAGAUAGUAUUAAGUCGCCCAAAAAGGUUGUCACCUUUUACGAAUAUUGAAUUUCGUCACAUCCGCAGUGAUACCAUCAUAUCUAACCGUAAACACAGAUACAAUGGAAUUUAUGCAACACUAACGAACUUUAAUGGAAUCUUUUUUGGCACCUAUGCGGGCUAUUGUUAGACCGACAUAAAUAUAACAUUAUAUCAGAUCUCGGAACUUCGCUUCCAGCGUGCGCGAACUGGUGCAUUUAAAAAUCGUUUUCCAUCUCGCGACGACUUUUUAUUUUUUUUUUACUAUAAUAUAUUUAGGUAGGCACUAUACUAUAUAACAAAUUGAAUAGCUCACAACGACUGAAAAAAAAUAAAAGUAUAUUAUAAUAUUAGGUCGUGCGUUUUUAAAUAAAGUAAAUUAUACGAUCCUCGAUAAACACUUAUCUACAUUAUAUUAUAUGCAACAAUGCGAUGUAUUUUUAAACCGUAUGACAAGCUCAACUGCGCGAAAAAUAUAUUGUAUAAUAUUAUAAUAUUAAAAUUAUGGUCCGUAGGUAUACCGUUUUAUAAUACAUAUAAUAUUACAUUGUUAUUAUUAUUUAUUGUAGUCGAUGGCGUACUCGGGAUUUUUCGACGGGAGGGGCCGAACAUAUAAACUAAAUAAUAUGCACACGUAAAAAAAUAUAUCCAAAUUAUUACAAAAAAAAAAAAAAUGUCUUUUUCUUGAGGUUAUUUCGCGAAAUCCGUAAUUGUAUGACGUAUAACACAAUUAUUUUGUACUUGUUUGAGUAAGUGUAUGGCGCAGUGUUUUUUAGAAAUACCGCUGAAUAGUUUAUAUUAUUAUUUUUUUGUUUUUUUAUUACGACCAACGGGGGGGGAGGGUAGUCCUUAACCCCCUUCCUUUGGGCACAUCACUAAUUAUAGUUAAAGAUUUGUGUAUUUUUGACUGUAGCAGUAAAAUUGGUUUUUAUGGUACAUUAUAAAAAAAAAAAAAAUUAACAAUUCCCACAGUGAUAAUGUAUGUGAUAUGAGGUACGUAUAAUUCUCGUAUGAACAAUGAACUCUAAUUUAGACGUUUUUUGUGAAUAACUUAAAUGUUAGUACGGGUUUUCGGAAAAUGUAUUUUAUUUUUAAUAAUGUCGAGUGUUGGAGUCUUAAUAAUAAAUCAAACACGUCUGGUCGAACUAAAAAAAUGGGGGAAAAUACUUCAUGUAACAAAAUAAAAUCGUUUCCUAUCUUGUUCGUUUCGUGUAAAAUCUAAUUUCAAAAAUUAAACAGGUUUCAAAGAAUAAACUAACGUAGUUUAAUUAUUAAAUAAUAUUAGAAUAUAGUGAGUAACACUGAAAAAAACAAUCCUAGUAAUUUAUAAUAUAUUAUAAUCAUAUACGCUAAUAAUUAACAUUUUAGAGUAAUUUGUGUUAUUAUUAUUUUUUCGUAUUAAUUCAUAUUUUUUUCCCCAUCAAAUUAAAAUUCACCUGAAUAACUGGUAUGAAAAAUUCGAACUGAAUGUUAAAAUAAUUAUCACUUAAGUUUUGUAUACAAUAGGUAUAUUAAUUUCACUAUUAUCGUAUACGCGAAUCGUAAAAGCGGUUAUAUGUUUGUGAAUCAUUUUAUAAUUUUCGUUGGGAAACGUUUCCGUAAUACGAUAAUAAACGUUUCAAUAAUCAAUAUACGAUGACAUUAUAAUAUUACAGUAACGGAAUACUUAUCAGCGAGGUACCUAAGUGUAUAUAGGUCAUUAAAACCGGUGCCAUUAACUAUGAGUGUACUCGGACAAUUUUCACCAUUAUUACUCAUCAAACUCGCAGUUUAAAUGUUUCAAUGCGUCAGAACUCAAUUUGUAAACGGAGUGAUAAAUCCUCGACAAGACACUUAUUAUCUUGGAAAUUACCUGUUUACAUUUUUUGUAGAUUUUGAAAUUUUUUUCGAAAAUUUAAGAAUAAAGUGUUACAUGACCGUUAUUAUUUGUCAUUGAUAUUUUUGGACAUAAAACCAUUUUUGAUUUUUAAAUAGCAAUCUAUAUCAGUGGCGUACGCAGGGGAGGUGGGCUAAAAGGCUAAAUCCCCCCUAUUGACCGUAUUUAUAUACAUAUACAUACUUUUUUGUUUAUAUUUUUAAAGUUUCAACUGUAACAAUAAAUAGUAAGUAAGGACAUUUUUUAAUAAAAUACGCUAUUUGUGUAAGUAAAUAAUUUAAUUUAACACCGCUGUCUAUUAAUAACCUUUUUAUACUACUAUAUUAUCGCAAAAUAAGAUUUUAUUGGAUUUAUGAGAUUGUUUACUUUUCAUUAUUUAUUUUAACUGUGGUCACACUCGUCAUAAACAAUGGUUUUGUUAUUAUAACUUGGCGGUUGGUGUUACCGUGCAUACUCGGGCUUUCAUAUAACCUUAGAUACUAUCUAUGAUUGCAAAGUGCAAUAUUGAACUUACUAAACUGAUGUUAACAACAAUUAACGUAUCGCUAAGUUAGACCAUGGACGUUGUAGAUAAUACUAACAUAUUUUUUAAUUAGUGAAAAACAAUUAGGUAGGAAUGUAGAUAAUUUUGUUUCCGCUUAUUUCUUUUGAGUAUCAAAGUAAUAAAAUUUUGUGUAGGUUUUUCGUCAUUGUUUUCGUAUAAAACAUAUCUCAUAGAUUUGGACAAUAAAAUAACUAUUUAAUUAUUCAUUAUGGCAGAAAAAAAAAAAACGGUAUAUAAGUAUGCAACCCAAAAUUCAUAGAAUUCUAAUUUUGGUUGACCUCUGACUUUUUUAAUCCUCUGCUAGCUUAAAAAUUGUUUUUUACAACCUAAAAUUUUCAUAGUUACUUAAAUAUUACAUUUUAGAUUCUGAGAUUAGCGAAGAAUGUAUUGGUUUUACAAAGAAUUUUUUUUUAUGUGAACACUUUUACAACCAGAAAUCUUACUCCGAUAAUCAAGUAUAGCACCUUUUCUGAAAGGAAAUGUUUUGCGGGUGGUACUUUAAACAGAUUAUUUUUUUUAAAUUUUCAUUAAUAUUCGAGAUAAUGAGGAAAGCUGGUUCUUUAGGUUAGACAAAAUUGAAAGAUUAAAAAUAAGGUUGUCAUUGACAACCGUUUUUAUUUAUUUUUUGUUAUUAUUAAGUUUUUAUUGUUUUAAUUUUUUUUAAACAAUCAUUAAUGUCAUGAAAACGCAAAUUGUUUUAAUCAUUUUGACAUAAUAUGUGACAUAUGUGUUGUUCACAAAGCAACACUAUCAAAUGAACUCCGCUCAUCGUUUUUUCGGUAGUAAUGGUUUAUCGUUGUUUACAGAUAUACAUUAAAUUCCCAUUUAAAUCUUACCUUCCCAACUUCUCACCUACAACAGUGGCCCCCUUAUAACGUAAGUAUGUCCGUCCUUUUUUAAAAAUGUUUUUGUGUAUUUAUAUUUUACUCGUAUUUUUAUUAUCAGUCAGAACUGAAAAUGCUCCUUCUUUAUUUUUCAAACUUGUGAUAAAACAACUGAUUAAUUAUCAAUUUUCAAGCUCCCCCCCAUUCAAAAUUCUCGUGUACGUCACUCGUCUAUAUUAUAACAAUUCCAUAAAUAUAUGAUGUUUAAUACUUAAAAGUUUGGAUGGAGGGGGAGUAGUGGAGCUAUAUUAAAAUGCCGGGCGUCACGCCACUACAAAAAUUAUAGGGUGGUAAAAAAUAACGGUCAUGUAACAUUAUAGAGCUGAUUAUUGUACACAUUGGCAAGAAAAAAAAAAAAUUCCCAAACAUUUUAAUACUUUCCGAAAUAAUAUAGGGUCUUAUCAAAAAUUGAUUACUCUGUAUACACAGAAUUUAAUUUAAUAACCCCCUCGUAUACAGCGAUUCGAGGAGAACGUCAACCGUCUAAGUAAUUAAGGAGUUACGUAUAGGCAAUUGUAAUGAAUGUUUCGAAAACGUAUCAUUCCAAACGUAUUCAAAUUCCCACUACCUCAUAGCUCAUGGCUCAUAGUGGUUCUCUUAAAAUCUUAAAAACCUAAAGUCCCUAGACAACUGCCAUAAUGAUAAUUAUAUUUUGUGCUUAAAUUUGCAUGUACAAUAUUGCAUUUCGGUGAAUAUAGAUGAACUUAUAAAAUUACGAGAAAAACCAUAAAUAAACUGAAUAAAAGACUUUUAUACCUUUGAAAUCUAAAUUAUUAGGCACGGAGAGUCGACAGACAAAAGUUUUCGGAAUCGGGUUGUAUAGGUAGCCGGAUAGGUUACCAACAAUAAUGACGAAAUUCAGUGCCAAGUGCCAUUACAAUGUAAAAUGAUAAUUGUAUGUGUUACCUGCGGGUUGUUGGUUAAUAUUGUCGACAAAUAUGUACAUACAUAAUAAUAAUAAUAAUAAUAAUUGUGAUUAUAUUUAUAAACAAAUAAUAUUCCAAAUGCGUGGCGCAAGAGUGGGAAAAAAAGUAAAAGAUAAGCGGGAAUUUUGUUUUCUUGUUAUAAAUAUUAAUCAUAUUAAAUCGACCAAAUGGGGGAAACCCCGUAUUUGUAUUACACUGUUAUUAUUGUAUUAUGACGGUAUUCGAAUGUGUGGUUAUUGUCUUAUCUCAGCGAGCGGUAUCCGCGAGUGAUAUGUCAUUAUAAUGGCAGUUGGGCGCUUAGUGAUUCAGGUACUAUAACUAAUGUUUGGGCAGUUUAAAAAUUUAAAAAUUUGAUAUUUCUCUAAAUGUGCGAAUGUUUUAUGAAAAAAACACAUGAAAUAUUUUUUUUUUCUAUCAUAUCAUAAUUCCGCGACUGAAAGGGUUAAAUUAUUAACUUAAUAUGUUUAUGAACGGGAACUCUAAAACUCUAAUUUUGACAUUAAUUGCAGGGAUAAGGACUAUAAAUAUUUAAAUUUGAAUUCAAUUUUUAUAUUUUGGUAAAAAAUAAUAUUUUAGCUCUUUUCAGUCCUUAGUCCUUAUAUCUUAGUUCGUGUUACAGGUUGACACACAUACUGAUAUUAAAUUAUUAUUAUUUGGAAUAAUUUAAAUUUGGUAUGAGAUACUAUUUUUCGUUUUUUCUUAUCAUUUCUAAAAGAACUGCCUUUGUUCCAUUUUGCAAAUGUCCGGUAUCAAAAACGAAAUAAACAUUUAUUAUAAGAAUAAGACAACUUGCACCGUGCUGUUCUGCAACAUCGUGUGCUAUUCGAAUUCCAUUGUGAAGGACAUUAAAUAUUAUACUAGGUUUAAAAACAAAUUUUGAAUUUGUGGUUAUAGAAACCAAAUUUUAUCCCUUUAUGUACACUUGGUUUUUAUACCUCACGAGUGGUUUUUGCAUGCGAUUAUUACAAAAGAUUUAAAUUUGUAUGAUAACGGACGACGUCUCACGGACCUUUUUGAAAUUAUUUUAGUAUAAUCCAAUUAUAUUAUUAUUUUUAUUUUUAUAGGUUUAUCUAUUGGAUUCGGCGAUCGGACACGGACGGCUCAUGGAACCGCCGUCGAGGAACAGUAUGUGGCGGUUCGGAUAUCCAAAUCCGGUUGAUUACAAUGACAACGAACUGUUCUGCGGUGGCUAUUCCGGUACGACCGACCGAGAAACCACGUUGCGGUUUAUUAUUUUUUUUUUUUUUACUUUAUUAGUUGAAAUAAUAAAAAUCAAAUUUAAUCAGGGCUUGCAUAACGUGUUAUUUUACAAAUAAUUUGCAGCUCUAAAUGACAUUAUGAAUUGUUUUAUUCGGAAAUUACAAGAAAUAAUAAGGCGAAAAAAGGAUGAAAAUAAUUUAAUACCGGAUAUUCUCCGAAGGUCCUAAUAAUAAUAAUAAAUAAAAACAGCUACUUAUGCGAUGAAGUCAUCUUACAAAGAAAACAAAUUUGCAUUUUAAAUGCGUUUAAAAAACCUAAAAUUUAUUUUUACCAUUAAUAAAUGAACCUCGAGUAAAAUUUGUAAAUAUUUCUGCUCAGCUAAAACAAUGUUAUAUAAUAUAUAAAACUAAAUUCAAAUCUAAACAACUCGAAAAAGUCAAAUGCCUUUAUAUAACUAAAACAAACGUCAGAAUGUUUUAAAUUUACAUUGAAUUAUAUUAGCGCAGGCUAUGCUACCAACUGAUAAUAUUUAUGUAUUAUAAUUAAAUCGAACCGGCACAGAAAACACUAAUAUGUAAUAAUAACAAGUAUAAUAAGACGGUGAAAUAAAAAAAUGUAUGUUUUUAGUUCAAUGGAGCAACAAUGACGGGAAGUGCGGUGUGUGCGGAGACGCGUACGAUCAAGCUCAUCCUAGGAAGCACGAGGCUGGAGGUGAAUACGGCCGAGGGAUAAUUAGCAGGCAUUAUUUUGCAGGUCAGGUAAGAUCAAUUGAAAUAUUACCUAUAUAGAUCUAUAUACUAUUGUUAUCGAUGUCGAAUAAACAAAAUGGUAAUAUAACCAAGCGUAUAAUUGAAAUAAAUAUUUUCUCCUCAUCAAAGUAUAAGUAGGAUUGGACUAGGUCACCAGGAAACCGAGGAAUCCCUUGGUAGUCUACAAUAAAAAUUAGUCAGGUAAAUUUGGUAAGGUCAGGUAUAUAAGAUAAGUGAAUAACCGGACCGAGUGACCAAUCCAGUAUAAUACAACAGAAGAUACGAGUUAGUUGUUUUAAGCUGUAAAAUAAUGUUCGAGUGGUUGGUAAUUGGCCAUCACGAGUUGAUGUGAGCUAUCGAGGGGUUUUUCGUAAGUCGUCAGUUCCUCCACAGGCUGCAGUAGUAGCUUAUUUAGAGAGCUGUAAUUAGCUGUCAUGUCGGGGGUUACAGUAGAACCAAUAGCCUAUAUUGAUUGACUGUAAUGAAGCGUCAGUGACGACGGUAUUCAGGGAAAGUAAUGACGAUAUAAAUUGAUAAGUUGGAACGGAGACGUUGUGUAUCGCUUUGUGGGAUGGGCUGGUAUAGUAAAUAUGUCCCUGGCUGUUUGCAUAAGGCGAACAAACCAGCUAGAGUAUAGGUCAGUACUUAUAAUAAUAUGUUAUAUGAAUAAUUUUCUCGAUUUUACAUGCCACGGGUUCCCGCGUAUUUUAUUAUUUAAUAGACGGAUGAAAAGUUUGAUUUAAAAAAAAAAAAAUAAAAAAACUUAACUUCUAAUACGAAAGCUAUAAUAUAUAGUGUACUCGUAUAUUAUGGAAGUAUAAUAAUUACCAUUUAUCUACACUUAAACUUUGCUCAAGAACUUUUAUACGACAGGCGUCGUGAAAUAUUAAUAAAACACAAUGUGGUAUAAGAAAGUUUUAUUAUAACAAAACUUUUAGCUCGGCAUCAGGUAUGUCAUUCGGAAUUGAAAUCCUCCAAGGGUCUAAAGCUUUUCGUAAGUAAAUUUUCGAAAUUCCAAGUACCUAUAACCUACACGUAGGUAUAUGGAUUAAAAUCUUUGAAAUUGCACGCAUAUUAUACGAGUUUCCUAUUGUACACAAAUGAAAUGUCGACUUGCGAUAUACGAGGAUAUCGGAGAACAGCACGGCGUGGUGUGUAAAUUUGAUUUUAGCUUAAAAUGUAAUUCAAUGACCGUAAAAAGCUGAAAGUAAUAAAAUGCUUAAGACGUACAAAGUAUUGUAUAUAUAUAUAUUAUAUAUACUUUAAUUAAAACGAAAAUUAGAUUCGCUUCUAAGAAAGUAAUUUAAGUUCAUUUUAGCUGUUCAUAAAUUUAACUCUUUAUGUAGCUUAAAUAAAUAAUACGUUUAUUUUUAAUUACAUUGGUUUACUAUAAUAAACUUAAAAUAUUACAAUUUUUAAACUGAUAAUAUAUAUAAACGUACCGUAUUAUACUUACUGUGAAGUAGGUCACAAAGUUUUAACAUUUCUAAAAGUGCAGGAAUAAACUUUCCUUGUUUAAUUACGUAGAAUUGUUUAAACCUUAAUUAUCGGUUAUGCUUUAAAUCACAUUAAAAUUAAAAUGAACGACUGAAAAAAAAAAAAAAAAAAUACAUUAAAAAUUAUACUCUUAUAUAAUAAAAUCGGUAAUGUUACACGAUAAAAGAAGAAAACAUUUUAAUCAAAUCCACUUAAAUAGUAUAUUAUACGUUUUUGACGAAUAAAAAAAAACUAACAAAAUUGCUAGAAUAACGAAAUUUUAUUAAACUAAUCGUAAAAGUAGUUUAAGUAGAAAUAACAUGUUUAGAUUCUGAGUAUAACGAAGAAGUUACUCGUAACACAAAGAUGCGUUUUUUCUCGGAAAACACAUUUACGGUCAGUAAAAAUUGUCCAAUUCUUUCACAUAGUACCUUAAAAGAUGUGAAUUUUAUGCAAUUGUACUUAAUUUGAAACAUUUAUCAACAUAUUUAACAGUUCCCUAGCACCCUAGUCUAUUUUUUUGUUAUUUAAUUUUUGUUGAUUUCUGUAUUAUCUAUUGACUGAAAACGCGAGUAAUACAUCUCGGCUUAGAAUCAUUUCACAAUCGGUCGGUUUUACAAAGAUUAGCUAUUGUUGCAUGGAUUGAAUUAUAAAAUGAACUGAAGAAAUAUUUUUUUUCAAGUUUUAAUAAUUUCAAAUUCUGUAAUGAUAACUAAUUAACGUUAUUAUUUGUGUUAAGAAUGCAAAAUUAGAGUACAUGUUUUAUUUUUUUACUACCGUAUUGUUGUAAAGAAAAAAAAAAAUAACUAUAAAUGCAUUUAAAUAUAUUCUCGCCAAUGGUAUACAUACAUAUUUUAUGGUGUCGCGUAAGUCUUUUAAUCGGGUCACUUGGGUGUCAUUGAUAAUUUAUGUAUACUGUAUAGGUACUAUAGCCGAUUGGAUAAUCGUUUUGCAAUAUUUAUGAUAUAGAACAGGCAACAAAUUAAUAAUCGUUAAUCGAUAAAAAGAUAAAAAUAAAAAAGCUAAGACUGAAUGAAAUUUGGUGUAGUCAUAGUUCGAUAAAUUUAAAUUUAAAAUUCGAAUGAUUUGUAUUUAUAAAACAAACUACAUUUGUUAUUUUUCGUGCCGAAUAUUUCAUCAUUUUUACAGAGCCAAAAGAGUACGUGAAAAGUCGUGAUGUUUACGUUUUCCGUCAAAAUUUGAACUAUUUUAUAGUUUAUUUUUAAAGUUUAUUAAAAAGAUUCGUAAUUACCUACAGAUUUUCGUUACUUUUAUAUAGUGCCACAAGAAAAACGUAUGACGAACCUUGUAUUAAAUUUUCAAAACAAUUUUGAUAAGCCAAACAAAUUCGUUUCACGUAAAACCGAAUAAGAACUAUUCGAUUCGAAAAUGUCAAUUAUUAGCUAUAAUAAAUAUGACCAGAAUUAUUUGAACAUUUUGUUACGAAUAGAAUGGAAGAAAUGGAAUAAAAAACCAUUGUAAAAUUAAAUUAUAGUUUACGAGAAAAAUAAAUAAAUAUUUUUUAUUUUUUGGAUUUCAGACAAUCGAUGUUGAAAUUGAAUUGACUGCCAACCAUAAAGGAAGAUUUGAAAUGUACCUCUGCCCGAAUAAUAAUCCUAAAUACGAAGCGACACAAUCUUGUUUAGAAAGGUAGGCCAGCAAGUGAGCGUUAGCGUAUAACAAGUUGUCUAUACGCAACGAUUUAAGGCGCUUAUUAUUAAUUGCAAUAUUGAGGCAAGUUCCAUAAUAUUAUUUAGUGGGUUUUGCAAUAACCUAAUUAAGUAACCUUUUACUUUUUGUUUAUAAUUUAUUUAACCUAGUAUAAUUGACCUAACCUAAUUACAUUAAUCCAAGUUACAUAGGUCGUUUCUAGUGCAAAAAUAUAUAAUUAUUUAUGUAUUUAAAAUACAAUCAAUUAAAAAAUAUGACAAACAUUUCUGUAUUUAUUUAUAUACAGUAAAUAUAUGAAGCUUUAUGUUAAACAAAACAUAAUAUGUCUCCCUGUUAAACGUACACUUUCUUUCAAAAUGAAAUAACAUAUUAAGAGCGUUAAUUGUGUUUUGUAACUCGAAAAGAAAAAUGUACUUUUUUGUUACUUUAGGUAUCCUUUGUACUUGUCUGGCACUCGGCAGGUUCGAUACACGAUCCCGGAAAAUUCGAAUAAGAAAGAAAUAUUCAGGUACAGGGUGAGGUUACCUCCGUAUCUCACGUGUUCUCAGUGUGUACUACAAUGGACUUAUUACACCGGUGAGUACAAUUAUGUAGUGAAUUAUUAAGUUGUGUUGGUCGAAUUAUUACGUACUUCCAUCGAUAAUAAAUUAUUUAACCAUUCAAUGUCCGUAAGUUUUUAGUGUACAUAGGGGCUUGUUCAUCCCGAAAACUUUAUUUUUGUUCCCUUUAAACACAUUUUCUUGGUCAGAAAAAAAAAAAAUAAAUAAAUAAAUAAAUAACCGUUCCAAGUUGAACAUUUUAAUUGCGUCUAUGUUAGUGUUUGUUCUGUUCGACUGGUUACAUCGUUGUGUAGAAUCUACGUCGUGGAUUGUUCGAUUAACGCAGCUAUUUAUAGUUUUCUUUUUUUAUUAUUAUUAUUUCACUUGUGUUAUUUUAGACCUUUUAUUGCCAAAACUAACUUCCGCCAUUUUCCACUCUGCAUAGGCAUUAUUGUAUUAUACACUAUUAAAAUAUUAUGUUUUAUGCUCAUAACGAUUUUGAAUUUGUAUUUUUAUCUCUCCGAAUAUCGAUUUUUUUUUUAUGUCCUGUAAACUUACCUAAUCAACGAAACACAUCUCGUUAUUGUAGUAUUAUUUUCAGUAUUCGAGUAUGGGUUAUUUAAAUUAAUUUUUUAGGAAAAUCUAUUUUCGAAUCACGAGUCGUCCUUGAAAUUAUUCGUACCUAUCUACCUACCUAUAAAUCAUUUUGUCGAAUAUUCACGAGUCACGAUAAUAAUGCGUAUUUUUAUCGUACUAAAAUAUUAUUAAAUUUAACAUAAUAUCAAACAACGUAACGUUGUCGUAUCGUAAACUGUAUUAAAAUUUAAAUAUUUUACACUGUAAUGUAACACAAUAUUUUAUUAUUUUCUACGAUUAAACUUUUAUUUUAUAGCUCCCGCGUCCUUUUAAUAAAAGUUGUACUGUAUAAGUUAUACUUUAUAACUCCGACAUUUUUAUUUUUAAUUUUAAAACUAAUAUAUAUGUAUAUGUUUACAUCCACUAACAAACCUUGUUUAUUGUUAACCUUAUUUGUAUAAAACUCGCAUUUAUAAAUUUUAACUAUAGAAAAUCAAAUUAACUCGUUAAAAAGUUACGAUUAGUUAGUACACGCUUUUAGACGAUGAGUUUAAUGAAACUGUACGGGGCGCGCUGUUGUUGUAACGAUUUUGUAAUUAAUUUAAUUGAUUAGAAAUACGGUGUAUUGUUCUUAAUGGUACGGCGUGUAACGUAAAGGGACGAGUUUGUGUAAUAUGGAAAUGGUAAAAACUGCAAUAUUAUUGAAAAUAUAGUUCACAGUAAUCUUAAAUGCAGUUUUCGGAAAUAGUACAAUCUACUUGUUGUACAGAUGUAUAGAUCCUAUAAGUAAUGCGAUGACUGUAUGAUUAAUUUGAUUAACGUAUGGCCGUCUUGAUAUUGUAUCAUGUUUAAAUAUUGUAUUAUUAGUCUAAUUCCCAAUCGUCGUAAAUCCGAAAAUGAGAUUUUGAGUUUACGACGUUUCUGAUGAAAAUAAACGGUAACGCAUCGAUUUUAAAAGCAUGGCUGACUCAACAGAAAACAAUUUAUUAUUCCACGAAAGCGCUGAUAAAAACACAUAUAUUAUAACAUAUAUAACAUACAUAUUUAUAUAUUGUAUAUUUAAAACAUAAUACAUUAUACAAUAUUGUCAUUUUUGAGAGUUAGGACCAGGGGUGGUUCCUGAUAAGACUUGAGGGGGACGGACAUAUUUUGCAUAUUCUAGAUACAUAUCUCACUCCCUCCUCUAUAUUUUCAAGGACAUAAAUAUCAAUUUCACGCGGUACUAUAAUUGCCAAAAACUGUAAAGCCCAGUUAUAACGCUUUAUAGUGUUGUACCUUUACCACAUGAAAGUUGUAUCAAUCGUGAAAAAAAGAUAAACUGAAACAAAAUUUAUCAUAUUUUAUAAUUUAUUUAAUCGUAAAACAUAUUUGUUAAUUUAAAAGAAAAAAAAAAUAGUAGCUAUUAGUUUUUAUAUCGCCCGUUUUUUUCUUUUUAUCACGUGGGAAAAGUGAUAAUUGUUUUUACGGAAAUGUCAUAAUAAGUUAUCGGAAAAAAAAAUGUGAUAAUACGGUAUCCACCAUGGGACGAAAAAAAGUACACUAUUUUUGAGAGUGUAUAUACACGUAGAAUCGGUUCAAGAGUAGCAAUCAAUAUAUUAUUAAUAAUACGUACAUAGGUAUGUGCAUAUAUAGAGACAAAUGCAAUUUAAUACUGGUAUGUGAUUUUAAGUACUCGUAAAUAAUCUAGAUAACCGGACAAACUUAAAUUAUUCUGAAACUUACUUUUUAUUUAUUUAUGAAAGGUAAACAGUUUUGAGUUAUUCCGCCAUUAUAGUUUGAGUUUAAAAAGAAAUAUAUUCUUUCUUGAUUAUUCAUCCCAACUAUAUAAUAAUAUUAUAUAUGCAAUUUCGGGCCACAACUUUUGUUUAUACUUCAAUCUAGAUUUCUUGAAAAAUAUUUUUAGCACGUUUAUGAACUUAUUUUUAUUUAUUUUCCCUGGAAUUAAUGCACUUUUUAAAUACGUAUUUUAUACUUUUGUACGCGGUUCACCGAGAAGAUAAAAUUAUUCAACACGCUUGUUUUGCAGUAAAAAUAUUUAUAUUACAUUUGAACGGUGACCUAGUUUUAUUGCUGUAACGAAUAAAAAAAAAAAAUAUUCUUGUUUAAGUAAUACAUACAUAAAAUCGAAUUCAUCCACACGUAUAUUUUUGUCGUUUACAAAAUUAACCAUAUUAAAAUAAAUAUUUUCCCUUUUCGGAGAAAAUUUAAUACUCAACGUAGCGUAGAUACAAAUAGUAAUGUAAUAAAUCACUUCCGGCACAAAUAUUUCGAAUUAAUAACCUAACUAAUGUAUAAAAUGAUUUUAUGGUAAUGUAUUCCUUGCGAUUGAAAUUCAUUCUCAACAAAUAUACUGAAGUACGUAACUGCAUUAUCAUAAUGAUGGUUUGUCGGAUAUCGAACUAAUUAAUCGUGAUGGACAGCUGCGUAAAGAUUAAUAUAUUUUAAAAUAUCUAGAUAAAUACAACAUGUAUAAUUAUAUACAUACGUGUGAUAUUCGAUACAGUAAUAGCUAUCCCGACGAAGACAAGAGAUGACUAACAAUUUAAUUAUCUAGAAUAAAUAUUGAUGGUGACACGGCAAAAGGGUCUAAGCGACACGGUUUCACUAUUAAAAAUGGAACGGAAAAAUACGCGUAUCGUCCAUUGCGCGCACGCAAAAACAUCCGUGACCAUAAUUUAACGAACAAUUUGAAUUUCCAGUUUGAGGUAUAAACGGCACUUUAUAUUUUGUCUUCUCGAUUAUAGCGUCUGAACGACAAUAAUAGGGAAUAGACGACAUUAGUAGAAUUAUUUAUGGGACAAGUGACGUUUAUCGAGAUUACGUAGAUUUUUUAUGUUAUUUUUACUUACCACAUUUUAAUAAAGUUUUUCAACUUUAUUUGCGACGAAUAUUUAUUUACACUUCAUUUUGAUCAAAAUGUGAUUGACUGUUUUUUUAUUAGUCUUAAAUUAAAGUAAUUAUUAUAAAAAGAUAUGAGUAUAGAAAAAGAGAUAACAGUAUGAGAUCAACUAUGUAAAAAAAUAAGGCAUAAGUGCCAAAUUUAUUAAACAAAUUUAUUUAAAUUGCUGUGUGCACGUAAAUAAUUAGCAAAAGCUAAUUAACAAUGGGUUUUCAUAUUGAGAACGUAUGAACAAAAAAAAAAAAAUUAACCAAUGAAAAAGUUCCCUAUUUCAACUGAAAUAAAAGUUAUUGUCAACCUAAAAAAAAAAAAUAAAAUGUUAAAAUCAUAAAUAAAUGCUUUUAACUCUCCUGAAAACUAUGAAUUGUGUCAUUUAGACUCUUUUGCCGUGUCACCGUCGAUAUAAGUCGAUAUCAUGAUGAAAAAAAAAUGAUAAUUUUUAUGUUACGACUAAGCUAAAUAAAAGUUUACCAGAUGUGUGAGAGAGAAAUAUUUAAAUAUAGUUGAAUUUUAUAAUAAUUAAUAAUAUUAAAAUUUUAAUUUUAUAAAGCAGCAAAUGUUGUUAUUUUAAUUGAUAAAAAAAUAGCCCCUACAAAAAAUUAAAACAAUAACAAAUUAUGUUUUUGACUAGGUAUCUACAUACUCGUAUAGGUACUUGUUCUAUACGGAUUUAAACCGUGAAAUAAGUCCUUUUCAAGUACCUAUAUAACAAAAUGUAAGUACAGUUAAUUCAUAAAAUGAGAUUCAAGCAAUUUUGAAAUGUUGCGUUUGAAAGGAAAUCCACCCAUGUGGCUUCUAUUAUUAUUUGUUAGGCACGAGGGGAAACCAUUUUCCGAGAGGGAUUUAAGAGCACGGAUUAUGUUAUACGCAAUCGAAUAAAUCAACAAUAGUUGUACUAGCCACUAUUGUUGGGUAUAUUUUCUCAUAUUAUUCUGUCGCGGUAAUGUUUUGUAAAUACUCAUUUUGACAGAAUUGUACUUUUGCGGUUCGAGUACCUAAAUAACAAUAAUAUUAUAGAUAAGCCUAACAGCUUGCUACCUACUGAAAAGAUGUUUUUUUUUUUAAAUACUAUUUCAUGGGCUAAUUAGCGAAAGGUCAUGUGGGUGGAGACGGAUCGAUAUUUUUUUAUCUGAAAACAUCGUGCACAGACAAUCUCUUUUAAAGUAAAUAUGAAAUACAUUAUAUUAUUACGAUAUGAUUCUUUAUUUCGAUUAAAAACAUUGUAAAAAUAAAUUUACUUUUCUUGGUUUUAGACUCAUUUAGCUUUAUGCUUUCAUUCUCUGGACCUAUCAAUACACUUUUAUAAACUGCGAACGUUGCCGAUAUAUUUAAUCGAUUCUAUUAGUUAGUGUCUUUGGCCGUACUAUAUUAUGAUCUAAGAUUGUUCUAAACAAGAUAACAAAAAGUGAUUAUUUAUUUUCAUUAAAAGUUUGAAACAAUUAUUUUUUAUUUCAAACUGUAGUAUAAUAAAAACAAAUAACCAACGGUGGAAGGAUUGAGCUCCUAGAUGGCCGAUCUUCCCACGAUUAAGACACUGCAACUGUUUAAAUAGCAUACAAUUUAUUACGAUUUUUAUAUUAAAUUAUAAUAUCUAGAUGAAGAAUGAGAUUUCGAGAAUUUUCAAAAAAAAUAACAAGAAAACAAAUGUAUAUUUUAUUAAAUAUAAUUUAAGGAUAAUAACUCAUGUAAAAAAAAUUAAAUUUUGGAAAUGUGAUAAAAUAAGAUAGAAGAUUUAUUAAGAUUCAAUAAAUCUUAUUCGUACAUUUUCUAAAACGGAAACAUACAUUUUUAACAUCAAAUGUAUUAUUUUUUUUCUAAAAAAUGUCUUAAGAUAGCCAUUUAACAUUUUUUUUUGAUUUUCUAAAAAAUUCAAGGCUAAUGAUCACUUUGCGAAGACUACUGUUUUAUGGGAAAAACAUAUAAGUAAAUAUAUACAUAAAACUAUAGAAAAAUAUAUUAAAUUAAUAAUACUAUUUAAUCAACAACACACUGAUGGCUGUUAAAUAAAUUAGACAACAGGUAGGUACAAAAAAAAAUAAAUAAAAGACUGAUAUACUUCGCACGUGGGUGCUGCCACUGUUGUAGGUGGGAAGUUGGGAAUGUAGAUUACAGACGGGAAUUUAAUAUGUAUCUGUAAGCAACGAUGAACCAUUGCUAACGAAAAAACGAUUCUGAGCGAAGUUCAGUUGAUAGCAUUGCUUUUUCAACAAUAUAUACAUGUCAUAUUAUGGUAAAAUUAUUAAAAUGUGCGUUUCAUGACAACAAUGAUUAUUUGAAAAAGAUAGAAAUAAUAAAACUUAAUUUUAAUAAAAAAUAAAACAUUUGCCAACGACAACCUUAUUUUUAAUUUUUAAAUUUUUUUUAACCUGAAGAACCGGGUUUUCCUCGUUAUUUCGAAUAUUAAUGAGAAUUUCAAAAAAUGAUUACACUAAAGUAUCACGCCUAGAGAACAUUUCCUUUCAGAAAAGUUGCUACACUUGAUAAUCGGAGUAAGCUUUAUGGUAGAAAUAGUGUUUAGAUAAAAAAAAAAAUAAACAUCAUUGUAAAACCAAUAUAUUUCUCGCGCCGCUCAGAAUCUAAAACUUUAAAUGGCUGUAUCCGAAACAAAAUACGGAGGUAGAAAAAAGUCACUUGAAAGUUUGAAAAAUGAUAUUCAAAGUUGCUCGGAAAAAAUUUGACCAUUCCAAUAUAAUAUGGCGUUCAAAACAGACGUUUCCGUUUAAGAAAAACACGAGUUUCUAUGCGCGCAUGCGUACACCGAAAGUAUUAUACAUUUGAAAUUCACCGUUGAAAAUGUAUAUCCCAACAGUUCGAAUUGCAUUCCGAUUUAGAUACAAGGUCAUCCGGCCAAAAUGCAUUUAGCGUCUCUUGGAUACGGCUCACGCCGUAUUUCCGGAAAUCACGCGCGCUGCACCACUAGUAUAGCAAUCGUUGUACGAAUAUACAAAUAUUCCGGUAACCUAACCUUAAAAUAAGAACGCCGGUAAUGCAGGUCUCACGGUGGACGUUGGUUAUUGUAUGUUCGUUUGUUGUCGCAGGUAACAUGUGGGGAAAGUGCGACAACGGGACGGAAGGACUGGGCUGCGGGAAACCGGAAACGUUCCGGAACUGCGCGGACGUCCAAAUAGUGACCAGCACGUCCGGGCUGCCACCUCAGUUCAUACACAACCGGCCGCUGUACCAUUACAAUCACUUCAGCUCGGCUCUGCGGGGCGACGACCCGAGGAUAGCGCCGCAGAUUUAUUACCCACUUGUGGUCAAGUACGUAUAGCGCGCGCGUGCCGUCGCCAAUUUGUCAACCGCCGCGCGUCGCACCGGUAGCUUUUCCUUUACCGGCCGCUGCCCAUUGCAUGAUAACAAUAACAAUAACGGCAAUAAUAGGCGUACGUACAUUACACCCCGUCCUCGGGGCCUUCAUUUCGAUUUUUCAAUACGUUUUGUCACCGGUCAAUUGCGGGUUUAUUCCUCCGCGUAUUCCUUUUCUUUCUUUCUUUUUUUUUUUUUUUUGAAUUCGUUUGAAAAUAAGGGAUGAGUAAAUUCGGUAGGAGAAAUCGUUAGGAGUUAUAUAUCAAACUGCGUGCAGUGUCCAUCAAUAGUCGUUGAUUUUUAAUAGAUGUUUUCUUGGCGAUGAUUAAAGUCUCGUUUUUUAUUUAUUUAUUUAUUUUUUUUUUUUUUCAUUAAUUUUUAAAACCUUUUCGUUUCCGCGAUGUUCGACAUCGUUUGUCAACUAUUAGAGCGUUCGGUGUCCCGAUUUGUGUAAAGAUUUGUGUACACAAUGUAAACCGAGUAGGGAAACAUAAAUUAUUAUAUUAUUAAAGCGGCGAUUGUCGACGCGCCUUCAAUCGACAUGAAUACGAUCAAUCAGACAUUACAGUAUGCCAUACGAUGAACGAAUAUAUUUUAAGGCGUUUUCGAUUGUCGCAUGAAAAUCGCGGACGACUGUGUAUCAAAUCAGUUGAUUAAAAUCAAUUUCGGUUUAAACGGUUUUUAAAAAUUAAGUACUAAUUAAAAUGAUAAUCUUCGAUUUAAAUCAAUUGUCACAACUAUAUAGUUUUCAAAUCGAUUUCCGUCCGUGCGGAAUGGAUUUUGACGCGUGUUUUGAUUUCACACGUACCGAACGUAACGCGUACAAAAUCGCGACAAAUUCACUAUAUCGAAUGCGCUGCACCGGCGGAAAACGGUGUUUUUUUUUAUCUAUUAUCUACAUUAUUAUAAUUAGGACAGAUAUUAAUAUGUCAUAAAAACCUUUAAAUUUACAAGCGGAUAUACUCUAAAAAUAAAAUAUUCCCUUUCUAAAAAAAAAAAAAAAAAAUGAUAAAAAUUAUGUUAAAAGUAUCUUAAAAAUAUGCGAAAUUCUUAAAAUAUGUUCUACGAAUGCGCGCAAUUCUAAAAUGUGACCGAAGAACCCUAAAACGCCAAACUUUGCAAAAUAAAACAUGUCGCAAAUGCAUAUAAAUAGAAAAUUGUCAAACGUUCGUUAAUAAUCGUUCGUUUGUUUUUCGUACCGGUUGAAAAAUACUGUUAUUGUUCCAAUUAUAUAAUUUAUUGCAUAUUUUACCGUAUCUGUGCAUAUUAAUCGGCGGACCUUUGAGUUACAGUAGAAACUGUUUAUAACGACCGGCGUCAUUAUAAACGGUAUCUAUCUACUGUUUAUAAAACAACACAGAUAGAAUAGACACCGUAUUAGAACUCAGUAUAGGUAGGCAUACCGAGGAACAAGGAUCCGUUGAAAGUGUGACACGUGUUUUUCCAACUGUAAUAAUUUUAAAUGUGAUUUUAUCUGUCACGCAAAUGGCAUAAAACACAAAAAAAAAAAAAAAAAAAAAAAAACCCGCGUGGUCAGUUCGUUUUGUAUCGAAACCGUUGGAUUUUUUUUGUCACGCGUUUCUCUCGUCCAAUGUGACCGUAAAAAUUAUCUACGGAAACACUACCAUAGUAAUAAUAAUUAUUAGCAUUGUUUACAUUAAGAGGACGUCAGCGUGAACGUACCUAAAUAUUUCGGUGUAUUGAAAAAAAACGUUUUAUCUCGAAACGGUAAUAUUAUAUUGGUGACUUUAUAUUAAAGACAGAUACCCUGUUUCAAAAUUUUCGAUCGUUUCAAAUCAAACUUGUUUGUUUUUAUUUUUUUUAAUCGGUGGUUGGAUUAUAUUUCGAGAAAAAAUUAAAUUUUUAUUUCACUCCUUAACGACUAGAAAAAAAUUACUUUUUAUUUGUUCACAUUAAAAAAAUUUCAAAACAGUCAUUUUGCAAUUGAUAUUAUUUUAAAAACUUGAACGUAUCAUACAUACAUAUCCCAUUAAUGGUUUCUUUUUAAUAGCUAUUUUAAUUUUUAGAGAAGAGAUAUCAAUUAUUUUACUUCACACAAGCAUAUUUUGUGCUGUUACUAUAGUGUUGCGAUUUUAUUUAAUGUCAUUUUUUUUCAUAACUCUUCUCUAGAAAUCACUAAGAUAUUAUUCAUCCGAUAUUCACGAAUGUAUUGUAAUAAAAAGUAUUUUAUAGUGAUCAAGGGAUGAAAAUGAAAAUUUAAUUUUUUCGUGUACCAUUAACAAAGAUAUAAACUUUUUUUUUUUAAUAAGCGUUUUGAAAUCAAACGAAAACCUCAAAAAAAAAAAAAAUAAAAAUACGGCACUUAAAAUUAUGUAUUACCGAACUGCGCUCGGAAAGCAAUAGUUUAUCGUUGUUUACAGAUGUAAAUGAAAUAACCGUAUGUAUCCUACCUUAUCAACUUCUCACCUACAAUAGUGGUCACUCCCAUUCCCAGUAUUAGCUCUAUUUUUAGUUUUCACUUAUUUCAUUAACUUUUGUAGUGACACAUUUGUUUAUUAUACCUACCAACCUAUUCCUAUUAUUGACCAUUUGUCCUGUCCGCUUUCAACUACAGUCAUAUACCAUUAUUCCCAAAUACCUCGCAUGCAGUGAAGUAGAACAAUACAAAAAUAUUACUAGUGCCGGAAUGAUCUGCAGUGAAUAUCCUAGCGAAACCAAGUUUUUCUUGCAAAUUUAAGUAAAUCAUACAAUACGUUUAGGAAAAUACUUAGAAGGGUCUUAAGAGAAAUAGGCUUAAGUAACAAGCUAUAUAAGCUAUUUUACACAAGAGACGAAAAAAACUACUAAAGACCUUUAGCAUUUGACACUUAUGGUUCGUUGACUAAUGGCUUUCUCAUUUUGAUUUGAUAUUUUACGACAAUUAUUUAUAGAUAUCAGCCCUUUACCGAAGCCGAAAAUAGCCGAAAUUGACUUUUGUGCUAUCUCGCGAAACCCGUUAUUAAAAUAAGAAAAAACUGAAAUCAUUGUCCGGACAAUUGUUCCGUUUUUAAAAUGGUUACAUUAUAAAAUAUAUUUUAUUUCACUUGGUGGGUAAAACGUUCAAGUUGUAUAAUUCAAAUUCGGUGUAAAAUGUUUUCAAAGUAGGUACCUACAUCUACGCGAGGAUAAUUCAAAAUGUCAACCUACAAAUUCUUAGAAUACACGGCGACCUAUAUUUUAAUAUAUUCAGAGUUUCUCCUGCACUUUUGUUGGACUUAAUAAAGUUUAUACAAUACAUAAAAAUAUGCAUAAAUAAAUAAAAUCAUAUUUUAACGAAUAAUAAUUCAUUUUUGUUAUAUAUAUUAUAGUGACUCGAAACUCAGGUAGGUAAAUUGUUAAUGCCGGAAACUUUUUUAAUACUAUGGAAAUGAAUGCUAUUCAAAAGUUUUUUUUUUUUCAAACUUAUAAUAAAGUCAGUAUUUAUACUAAUACGACCGUCUGUUGAUUUAUCGGUUAUUUUAUUUUCAAAACAAGUUUCUGAAAUUUACGAAUCGAUGUCUCAUCGCGUACAAAUUAUUUGUAUAAUAACGAUAUUAAUAUUAUACUGAUGUGUGUAUAUUUAUAUAUAUAUAGAUACAGAUUGACUUUGAUUAAUAUUUCAUUUUAAUAAUAAUUGGUGCAAAAAACCAGAUAGCCUCUUUUUUUUUUUUUUUCGAAAAUGCAUUUUCGACGGUAUAAUUAAAAAAAAAAUAAUUAUCUUUAUUUUUGGCAAGACAAGCGAAUAAAUCCAAUAUAUCGGAUCCGUGAACAAAUUUCGGUACAAAAGAAAACUUUAUUUUUUUUUUAUUGUUUCUGAACUAUUUCAAAACGUGGAGUUUUCCGGUUGUUUCUCCGAGGUCCAUAUUGAAAUAAAAUAUAAUGAACAAACGAAUAUUAUACCGUUUUUCUUCUUCUUUUAUUUAAGGGGUAGUUGCUUUCAAACCAGCCCUCCAAUUAAAUGUGUCUUUAUCUAUGCCUGUCCUCGGCUGCCUGUCUCCAUUGUACUCUAGGUUCCACAGCUCCUGCAUUCCUGACAAGUGACAACACAAUCAUCCAUUCUUAAGCGAGGUGUUCUCAGUGGUCGUUUUCCUGUUGGAUUGCUUUCGAUUACAGUCUUUACGGUUAAUUCUCGGUUGGCCGAUGCAUGAUGUCUUGCUUAUUUCGUGUAAUUUUCUAUUUUCAUGACAUUUCUUUUGCUAUGCUAUGACGUUAAAAAACAUCCUGGAGUAAAAUGAAUAUUACACUAAAACAUCAUUUAACACAAAAUCGUAUUAUUACAUUGCUUAUUUAAUUGUUCAUGAAAAUAUAUUUAUUAGGUAAUAAUAUUAAUUCAAAAGUAUACCUAUAGACGAAUUAAUGUGUAGCCAAAGUUCCAUUUUAGAUUCUAAAUGGAACGAAGAAUGUGUUGGUUUUACAAUGAUGUUUAUUUUUUUAUGUAAACACUUUUUCUAUCAGAUAGCAUACUCUGAUUAUCAAUUAUAGUACCUUUUCUGAAAUAAAAUAUUCUCUGGAUGGUACAUUAGAGAGGUCAUUUUUUGAAAUUAAUAUUCGGGAUAAUGAGGAAAACUUGGUUCUUUAGGUUAAAAAAAGAUUGAAAGAUUAAAACUAAAGUUGUCAUUGGCAAUCAUUUUUAAUUAUUUUUUGUUAUUAUUAAGUUUUUAUUAUUUUGAUCUUUUUCAACAGUCAUUGCUGUCAUGGAAGCGCACAUUGUUGUAACUCCGCUUAGAAUCGUCUUUUCGUUAUCAAUGGUUUAUCUUUGCUUAUAGAUAUGCAUUAAAUUCUUAUUUAAAUCCUAUCUUCCCAAUUUCUCACCUACAACAGUGAAUACACCCACGUGUGAAGUAUGUCCGUUUUUUUUUUUUUGUACCCAUCUGUUGUCUAAUUUUUUUAACAGCCAUCGGUGUUUUGUUAUGAAUAAUAAGUUUUAAUUAGAAUAAUGUACAAAACCAUAUACUAAAAAAAUGUUUAAACUUUUAUAUUAUUAUUAAUUAUAGUAUACAUUUUUGAGUAUUAAAAAAAAAAACCCAAAAACCCUACGUUUUAGUUGAAAUAAUACGUAUUAUACAUCAGAAUGUCUGUUCCACAAUAAUUGACUAAUUUCCCGAAGAAGGAAAACAUAAUAUAAUAUAUUUUUUGAUCCAGCAAUACACAUCACCAAUUUUCUAAUAUUUAUGGUUUCAUAUCGUUGAAAUUUAAUAAUUAACUGUUCGUUCGAUAUUUGAUAAAAUAUUACUGAGUAAACGAAAAAAAAACAUUUUAGAGACUUAGUUGACCGUCUAUUUAUUUUAUUUUUCGACCGUAUUCUAUACAAUUGUUUUUUGACAGUUGCGUUAUUAAACGGUUAUUGCCUUUCAGUUAUUCACUUUCAGCAAUCAUUUUAAAAAUAACUUUUUGAUUAGGAAUUUUAUUUUAAAGUUUACUAUUAUCGAAAUAGAGUUAUUAUAACAAUUGAUUUUCAACUAAAUUGAUUGUACCUUUUGAUAAGAAAAAUUCACACUUAUCAUGUUUUUUCUUUUUAAUAGCAUAUUACUUGCUAACGUAAACUUUUAAAGAUAAAAACGCAUUAUAAGGAAUUAUGUUCAAAUUAAAACACGAUCCUUAUAAACGCACGGACACGUAAGGUGUGAUGAUUACUUUAUACAAUAUGUAUUAAUAAUGUUUACUUUUAAUUUAGGGCUCAAGUGUGUGUUGCGACGGAAAUGUAUCGUAUAGUGCCCGGAAUGGAUAAAUGGUGCGAAAAUAAUUGCGUAAACUUCCCGUCGAAUUGCCCCGAAGAGUUCUGUACUUGCCCGUAAGUUUCGUCAUUAUAUUGCAUGACACUACGCGCGUUUCGCGUUGUUUCAAAAAAUGCUAACAAUAAUGCAUAAUUAAUUUAUAAUAAUAUAAUAUCAUGACGUAUUUUGCGCAGUGACCAAUGUACCGGGAUUGGUGAAAUAAAAGGACUGCCCGGUGCUGACGAAUAUUGCCAAGACCAAUGCAUCGUGUACGGAGCGAAAUGUCCAAAAAAAAGAUGCGUCUGCUAUUAAACUAUUUUUUUUCUUUUUUUUCUACUUUGAUUUUGUACAGUUCUAUGAAAAAAAAAAAAUAAAAUAAAAUAAAAACUAAAAAAAAACUAUAG
Molecule: messenger RNA, 49254 nt
Organism: Cinara cedri
Lineage: Eukaryota; Metazoa; Arthropoda; Insecta; Hemiptera; Aphididae
Source: the annotation of a GenBank genome assembly